AUGGCCAAGCAUGCACAGAAUCCAGAACAGGUUUGUGAGAAAAGUUAGCUAUGCCUGGAAUUAAGACUGUGGUCUGCAUUCACAUAGGUUCUACCCUGCAUUCACAUAGGGUGAACCCAAGAUUCAUAGAGGCUGUACCUUUCAUUACACUGUUUGUAAUCUGUAUUCACAUAGGUUGUGCUCUGGAUUUAUUUAAGCUGUUCAAUUCAUUCACACGGUACUUGCACCUCAUUCACAUAGGUUGUGCUCUGGAUUCAUAUAAGCUGUACCAUUCAUUCACACAGUUUGUACCCCACAUUCACACAGAAUGUGCUCUGGAUUCAUGUAAGCUGUACAAUUUAUUCACACGGUUUGUACUCUGCAUUCACAUAGGUUGUGCUCUGGAUUCAUAUAAGCUGUACCAUUCAUUCACACAGUUUGUACCCCACAUUCACACAGAAUGUGCUCUGGAUUCAUGUAAGCUGUACAAUUUAUUCACACGGUUUGUACUCUGCAUUCACAUAGGUUGUGCUCUGGAUUCAUAUAAGCUGUACCAUUCAUUCACACAGUUUGUACCCCACAUUCACACAGAAUGUGCUCUGGAUUCAUGUAAGCUGUACAAUUUAUUCACACGGUUUGUACUCUGCAUUCACAUAGGUUGUGCUCUGGAUUCAUAUAAGCUGUACCAUUCAUUCACACAGUUUGUACCCCACAUUCACACAGAAUGUGCUCUGGAUUCAUGUAAGCUGUAUCAUUCAUUCACACAGUCUGUACCCAGCAUUCACACAGAGUAUGCUCUGGAUUCAUGUAAGCUUUACCAUUCAUUCUCACAGUUUGUACCCCACAUUCACAGAGAGUGUGCCCUGGAUUAAUAUAAGCUGUACCAUUCAUUCACACUGUUUGUAAUCUGUAUUCACAUAGGUUGUGCCGUGGAUUUAUAUAAGCUGUACCAUUAUUUUACAUUGUUUGUACCCCACACUCACACAGAGUGUGCUCUGGGUUUAUAUAAGCUGUACCAUACAUUCACACAGUUCGUAAUCUGUAUUCACAUAGGUUGUGCUCUGGAUUCAUAUAGGCUGUAUCCUUUAUUCACAGAGCCUGCCCCAUGCAUUCACAAAUAUGUGCCCAGGAUUCAUACAGCCCCUACAAUGCAUUCAUAUAAGCUUUACCCUAAUUCCAUAAACUGUAACCUACAUUCGCAUAGGUUGCAUCCUACAUUUACAUAAUAUGUGCCCUAUAUUUAUGGACUGUACCCUGCAUGUGUGUAGCUUCUCCUCUAUUGAUUUAAGCUGCACCCAACAGACACUGCAUGUACCCUGCAUUCCGAUAUCCUGCACUCACACAGACUGUAUCGUGCAUUAUAUAGACUGUAUCCUGUAUUUAUUCAGUCAGUACACUGUAUUAUAUGGACUGUAUCCUGCAUUAUACAGACCGUAUUCGGUAUUCCUCUAUCCUGUAUUAAAUAGACUGUAUCACUGUAUUCCUCUAUCCUGCAUUAUAUAGACUGUAUCACUGUAUCCCUCUAUCCUGUAUUAUACAGACUGUAUCAAUGUAUUCCUCUAUCCUGUAUUAUACAGACUGUAACACUGUAUCCCUCUAUCCUGUAUCAAUGUAUUCCUCUAUCCUGUAUUAUAUAGACAGUAACACUAUACUCCUCUAUCCUGUAUUAUACAGACUGUAACACUGUAUCCCUCUAUCCUGCAUCAAUGUAUUCCUCUAUCCUGUGUUAUACAGACUGUAUCGCUAUAUUCCUCUACCCUGUAUUAUAUAGACUGUAUUAAUAUAUUCCUCUAUCCUGUGUUAUAUAGACUGUAUCACUAUAUUCCUCUAUCCUGUAUCAAUGUAUUCCUGUAUCCUGUAUAAUAUAGACAGUAACACUAUACUCCUCUAUCCUGCAUUUUACAGACUGUAACACUGUAUCCCUCUAUCCUGUAUCAAUGUAUCCCUCUAUCCUGUAUUAUAGACUGUAACACUGUAUCCCUCUAUCCUGUAUUAUACAGACUGUAACACUGUAACACUCUAUCCUGUAUUAUAGACUGUAACACUGUAUCCCUCUAUCCUGUAUGAUACAGACUGUAUCCCUCUAUCCUGUAUUAUACAGACUGUAACACUGUAACACUCUAUCCUGUAUUAUAGACUGUAACACUGUAUCCCUCUAUCCUGUAUUAUACAGACUGUAACACUGUAUCCCUCUAUCCUGUAUUAUACAGACUGUAACACUGUAACACUCUAUCCUGUAUUAUAGACUGUAACACUGUAUCCCUCUAUCCUGUAUUAUACAGACUGUAUCCCUCUAUCCUGUAUUAUACAGACUGUAACACUGUAUCCCUCUAUCCUGUAUUAUACAGACUGUAUCCCUCUAUCCUGUAUUACACAGACUGUAACACUGUAUCCCUCUAUCCUGUAUUAUACAGACUGUAACACUGUAUCCCUCUAUCCUGUAUUAUACAGACUGUAACACUGUAACACUCUAUCCUGUAUUAUACAGACUGUAACACUGUAUCCCUCUAUCCUCUGUUAUACAGACUGUAUCACUGUAUCCCUCUAUCCUGUAUUAUACAGACUGUAACACUGUAUCCCUCUAUCCUGUAUUAUACAGACUGUAUCCCUCUAUCCUGUGUUAUACAGACUGUAUCACUGUAUCCCUCUAUCCUGUAUUAUACAGACUGUAACACUGUAUCCCUCUAUCCUGUGUUAUACAGACUGUAUCACUGUAUCCCUCUAUCCUGUAUUAUACAGACUGUAUCCCUCUAUCCUGUAUUAUACAGCCUGUAACACUGUAUCCCUCUAUCCUGUAUUAUACAGACUGUAACACUGUAUCCCUCUAUCCUGUAUUAUACAGACUGUAUCACUGUAUCCCUCUAUCCUGUAUUAUACAGACUGUAACACUGUAUCCCUCUAUCCUGUAUUAUACAGACUGUAUCACUGUAUCCCUCUAUCCUGUAUUAUAGAGACUGUAUCCCUCUAUCCUGUAUAAACAGACUGUAUCACUGUAUCCCUCUAUCCUGUAUUAUACAGACUGUAUCCCUCUACCCUGUAUUAUACAGACUGUAUCACUGUAUCCCUCUAUCCUGUAUUAUACAGACUGUAGCACUGUAUCCCUCUAUCCUGUAUUAUACAGACUGUAUCACUGUAUCCCUCUAUCCUGUAUUAUACAGACUGUAUCCCUCUAUCCUGUAUAAACAGACUGUAUCACUGUAUCCCUCUAUCCUGUAUUAUACUGACUGUAUCCCUCUAUCCUGUAUUAUACAGACUGUAUCACUGUAUCCCUCUAUCCUGUAUUAUACAGACUGUAACACUGUAUCCCUCUAUCCUGUAUGAUACAGACUGUAUCACUGUAUCCCUCUAUCCUGUAUUAUAGAGACUGUAUCCCUCUAUCCUGUAUUAUACAGACUGUAACACUGUAUCCCUCUAUCCUGUAUUAUACAGACUGUAUCCCUCUAUCCUGUAUUAUACAGACUGUAACACUGUAUCCCUCUAUCCUGGAUUAUACAGACUGUAUCACUGUAUCCCUCUAUCCUGUGUUAUACAGACUGUAACACUGUAUCCCUCUAUCCUGUAUCAAUGUAUCCCUCUAUCCUGUAUUAUACAGACUGUAACACUGUAUCCCUCUAUCCUGUAUUAUACAGACUGUAACACUGUAUCCCUCUAUCCUGCAUAUUACAGACUGUAACACUGUAUCCAUCUAUCCUGUAUUAUACAGACUGUAACACUGUAUCCCUCUAUCCUGUAUUAUACAGACUGUAACACUGUAUCCCUCUAUCCUGUAUGAUACAGACUGUAACACUGUAUCCCUCUAUCCUGUAUUAUACAGACUGUAUCACUGUAUCCCUCUAUCCUGUAUUAUACAGACUGUAACACUGUAUCCCUCUAUCCUGUAUUAUACAGACUGUAUCACUGUAUCCCUCUAUCCUGUAUUAUACAGACUGUAUCCCUCUAUCCUGUAUUAUACAGACUGUAACACUGUAUCCCUCUAUCCUGUAUUAUACAGACUGUAUCACUGUAGCCCUCUAUCCUGUAUUAUACAGACUGUAUCCCUCUAUCCUGUAUUAUACAGACUGUAACACUGUAUCCCUCUAUCCUGUAUUAUACAGACUGUAACACUGUAUCCCUCUAUCCUGUAUUAUACAGACUGUAUCCCUCUAUCCUGUAUCAAUGUAUCCCUCUAUCCUGUAUGAUACAGACUGUAACACUGUAUCCCUCUAUCCUGUAUUAUACAGACUGUAACACUGUAUCCCUCUAUCCUGUAUCAAUGUAUCCCUCUAUCCUGUAUGAUACAGACUGUAACACUGUAUCCCUCUAUCCUGUAUUAUACAGACUGUAACACUGUAUCACUCUAUCCUGUAUUAUACAGACUGUAACACUGUAUCCAUCUAUCCUGUAUUAUACAGACUGUAACACUGUAUCCCUCUAUCCUGUAUUAUACAGACUGUAACACUGUAUCCCUCUAUCCUGUAUUAUACAGACUGUAUCCCUCUAUCCUGUAUUAUACAGACUGUAACACUGUAUCCCUCUAUCCUGUAUGAUACAGACUGUAACACUGUAUCCCUCUAUCCUGUAUUAUACAGACUGUAACACUGUAUCCCUCUAUCCUGUAUCAAUGUAUCCCUCUAUCCUGUAUGAUACAGACUGUAACACUGUAUCCCCCUAUCCUGUAUUAUACAGACUGUAUCCCUCUAUCCUGUAGAUCAGUCUCCCCCCACCCCCCAUCCUCUCCCAGCCCUGGGAAUGUCAGGCUCCUGAUCUCGCCCUCCCAUUGGCUGCUGUCUGCCGUGACGUCACGAUCAUGAUUAGAAUUGAUGAUCGGGCUCGCUGAUUUCAUUGUCUGGUCCCGGACCGGAGAGGACCCGGAGCGGCCCUAGUCAUCCCCCACGGCCGGGGAGGGGGUAGGUAGAUGGGGGGUAUAUCACUGGUGGGUGGGGGUGAUGGGCAGGGACCGGUCCUGUUAUCUGGGGGGGCGCACGGUCUGAGAUCUGCAGAAUUUCUGGGGGCGGGAGGUUGUUUCCGGGCACAGAUAGGCUCUGGAUUAACCCCUCCCGGCCCGGUGCCUGGCACUCCGGCAGCGCACGUGUUAAUGGGAAUCCAGCCUGCAAUAACCCCCAGCGGGCUCCUGGACUCCAGGCCUGGGUGUUUGGGGGAGGAGGGGGUAGAUCUGUGCCUCCCUCCCUUCCCCCCUUUAAGGGACAUGCGCAGUGUGCCCCACUUCCUAGGCUGGCACUGCUUGGUGUGAGACAGAGGGCUGCACCUGUCUGGGAGGGAGCUGCAACAAAGUUCCAGUGUGCAGCACGUGAUCACACAUUGAUACAUUGCUGAACGUUCGAUUGGACCGAGCGUUCUAACAUGGAACACUGAGCAGGCAGUCAUUCUACUGCUAUGUAUAAUGUACACCAUAGCCCCGGAUAGUGCACACACAUUGUCACUGCUUAUUAUUUUAUUUAAUGUACACAUCUUUUUAGGGGGAUUUCAAAUAUUUAGUAUCUCUCAUGUUUUAUAUCUGCCUUAUAGAUUCUACAGCACCAGGACUCUCUCUCUCUCUCUGCAGACAGUUCCAGAUUCUGCAGAAUUACUCCAGAAUCUAUUUCUGUUGUUCCCCAAUUCUGCUAUUUUUUGAGUACAAGUUGUCACAUAUUCUAGUGAAUAAACUAUUCAAAUGAAAACUAGUGUUUACAGUUCAUAUUCAUAAGAUGUGCAUACAGGCAAUAUUUGUAUUUAUUUAUUUAGUUUAGAUAAGGUAACAUCUGGAUACUCCGUCACUAAAGGCAUUUAUUUAUCAAACAAGUUUACAUUUGCUCUUUAUAUAAAUGUUACAUUUCAGCUAAUACAAACUUUAAAGUGAAAUGGGACGGUUCUUUCAGCACAGAAACACUAUUUGCAGCUUUUACUGGGGUGAAUAAUUCAGUGGAGGUAUGUAAAGAAAAAAUGACUUUCAAUGCACUUCUAUGUUGCACUGACCUAGUGCAUUGGGGGCACACACAGGCAUGUAAUGGGGAUAUGCCAUACACACACAUGCCCAUUUUAUACAGCAGCACAAUAUGUGUGCAUGUAUUGUACACACAGAACCUCAGACAGUUUAUUUGUAUAGUUUGCUGAUCUUAGCAAUGCAAAAUAUGUCAAUUAAAACAAAAAAAUAAACUAUAAAAACAAUAAUUUUAAAAUAAUUAGCACACACAGUAACUAAUGAUAAGGUAGCUAUUAGGUCAUGCUAGAAAGUAGGAAGUCACAGUUCCUCUUUAAAGGAAAGAGACAGUUCCUUAUUCCUUAUUCCCUCGCCCCAGUCAGUGCUGUGGCGGCAGCCAUAGGUAAGGAAAGCAGUGGAACAAAUGAAAAAAAAAAAAAACAACGAUAUUCUCCUCUAUAUUACUUCUGGACCAUGGUGAUGUCAUUGUGAGAUGAUGUGUGCAUGGGUCCCUACAGAAAAAGUCACAUUAGGGUUAUCCACUAAUGUGAGAAUUCCAAGUUACUUUCAAACUUAAGGUAAAAAUAUCCUAGCUGGAAAAAACUCAGCUAUGCUUUCACUUUAGUAAAUAAUCCUGUUUAAGGUUUCGAAUUUAAAUUGAGCGUUACAAGGAGCUUACCAUAACAACUUACAGCAAAUAAUAUAGUUUAGCGUAUGCUGUGAUAUGUACGCACAAAACUACCUCAAACUCACCUACUUUGAUAUGCACACAUAUAGCCACUCUUUUACAAGCAAAUGCAGACAUAACUAGCUGCUCACACAGACAUACAGGUCUUUUUAUAUAGCUGAUAUGCUAAAUCUCGAAAUUGAUACUUGUUUAUGCAGUGAGGAGAGAAACCUUAGGAGCUCUAUUAACACAGUAAGUUUGGCACUCACCAUAAUAACAGAAUCCACCAAUCUUAGAAACCCAGUAUUGUGGCACUAGAUUCCUCUUGAAGAUGUUCACAUGUUGUAGAUGCUGGUCUCUUAUUCAUCCAUAACCACCACAUUAGUUCCAUGUUGUAGUUGCAUACAAGAUGUUCCAGGAGCCCACUUGUUGGAAGAUUGCCCUGGUUGACCUCAGCGUGACUCUCUUGGUUGGUUUGUGUUGCUCUCAUAUUGUUCAGGUGGGCAGGGUAUAUAUCUUUAGGUGUCUUGCCCAUGGACACUUACUGGUGCAGUGGUCAGACUGGGAUUUGAACCUGUGGUUCCCAGGUCAGUGACAUUACCACUGUGCCCUCCAGUUGAUAACUCAAAGAGUGCCCUUCUCGGAACAGCUAAGACACUGCACAGAACCCUCAGACUCCCAGGCCUCUGGUAGAGGACCCAAGAAUGAGGAAUAAAAAUACUACCCAGGAGGGGUGAAAAAAAUAAUUUUUAUUUAUAUAUACAUGGAAAAAUGAGGGGGGGGAGGGGGAGUCUGUGAAUACCUUCUAGAAUUUCCAGCAGUAAGUAGAGUGGUUGUAGAGACAUGAGAAAGACCUUCUAUGAUGCACUUGACCAUCUUUGAUGGCUUAUGAUUAGUAUUCUCUGGUGUCCCAAGAACUGGAGAAAAUACCUUGCAGGGUGUGAUUGCCAUAUCAAGACCAAUCCUUCUCAUGCUCAGCUCAUUCUGGAGAUCUGGGAUACAUGUAUUAGAAUAGUAUCGAAAAUUAGAGAGCCCCUACCCCCGUAUUAGAAUAUGUAUUCCUACAAUUAAAGCAAGUAGUGUAAAAGCACACUAAUCAUUCAAUUUGGAUUCUAUGUUUUAGGAUCUUUGAAUUUUGUCGGCAAAACUAUAAACAUUCUACAAUGGAGGGAACAGUGGCGCCAAACGUUGGAGAAGUAACGUCAACAGGUUCUCAGGGAUACCAGCCAGAGGUACAGCAUUUACAUUUGGUUUUUUUGGUUGAAACACCUUGCAAAUGUACUCAGCAAUUUAUCAAGGAUGACAUUAUUCAAUAAACACCAGAGUAUAGUGAACUGAAUACCAAAUCUCAACAUUUUGUCAAAAAGAAGAUAUUUGGCAAAUGUAUCCAGCUCUGCUAUGUGCAUAGUUUGGCUAGCUUAAAUAUUGCUAUUCCAUUUUCAGUUUAGUAUAAUUUGGUGUUUAGCGAAUAAACAUUGUAUGUGAAUAUUUAGGAAUUCGAAGUGAAUUUCAAAUUAAAAGCCAAAAUAGCAAAACAGAAGCAACAGCUGAUCUAAAUAUUGUAUUUUUCACAGUUUUGCUAUUUUGGCCCAAUAUUGUAAUUUCACUUUUAAUUUCUGACAAUGUAUACUUUAGUAAAUUAACAUAUGUGUGCCAGUCAUUUCCAUAGCUCUGAAUACCCCCUAAAGAGGAACACUCUGAGCACCAUAAACACUACAGCUCACUGCAGUGGUUAUGGUACCAGGAGUGCCCUGGGGCCCACUUCCUCCACUGCGAAAGCCAGAGAGCUGAAUGUUUCUAAGCAGGAACUUCCGUUUUCCUGAGCUAAGCCCUGCAGUGGAGGGCUGAGCUCAUUGGCUGAGAGUGAUAAGCUGACAUCAGGACAGGUUUUCUUGGUGCUCGGAGAGUUCCUUUGAAGGAAAAGACACCUCUUGAUUUUCUUGGGAAUCCUCUGUCAAAUAGAACAGUAGGUCUGAGUUACAGAAACACUCCACGCUGGAGUUUCCCAUUAAUAAAUAUGUCUUAGAUUGUACAUUACAAACAUGUAUGCUAAAAUGUUAUAAGAAUAAAAAAUAAUAAUGUAAAACAAAAUUUAAAUUUGCUGUAUGUGUCAAGGCUUUGCAGCUUCUGCAUGGAGUUUUUCCCAGACCAAGAAUGAGCCAAUCAUACUGAUCCUAUUAUAUUUUAUGGCCAUACUGAUCUUCACUAGAGAUGUCGCGAACUGCUCGCCGAACAUAUGCGAUUUCCGGUCCGCCCCCUAUUCGUCAUCAUUGAGUACACUUUGACCCGGAACCUCACAGUCAGCAGACACAUUCCAGCCAAUCAGCAGCAGACCCUCCCUCCCAGGAAGUGUCUGCUGACUGUGAGGUUCCGGGUCAAAGUGUACUCAAUGAUGACAAAUAGGGGGCGGACCGGAAAUCGCAUAUGUUCGCCCAACGCGAACACGCUAUUGUUCGCCGGCGGACAGUUUGCAAACAGUUCGGCGAGCAGUUCGCGACAUCUCUAAUCUUCACCAGAAAGAUGACAGCUGAACUCCCAGAGACCUCUACUGUGCCUAGUCUAGGGAUAGUACAAGUGCUUGUAUGGUAACAGGGAAGGAAAACUUUGUGUGCCAUAUUUGACUGAGGAGGUUGGGUUAUAAGACACAUGUAGGUUUAGCCACUAAAGUAUAAAUAUCUGGGAAUUUAAAGUAUAUUCAAGGGGAAUUUCAGAUUGUAGUCCAUCAGAGCCAAAUAAAAAAAAGUUGUACUCUUUAGACCUAAGAAAUACAUUCACUUUUAAUGUUGUACAAUUCACACUUUAGUAAAUAAUCCUAUAAUAGAAACAGGGACCUUGUUACCAUAUCCCAUUAAAUGAAAUCCAUAGUGAUAGGAGUGUCCCGUUGACCCAGUCAUGCUAGUGGACAUACCAUGUACACUACUGUAAAAUUGGUCAUUUGCAAUAGCUCUCCUGAGGCACCAUGUUGGCACACAAGGAAAAAUCUAGUACAUGCCAAUCACGGCAGGUAUUGGACUAAUAAUGGAUGACUCCAGCAUAAGAAAUCCAGCAAUAUAUUUGUAGAGGCUAUGAUUCUGAGCCUGCCCAAGGUUUGAAAAAAAAAAAACCUGGUCUUAUCUCUCUAUAUGCCCCUCUGCCCCGUGAUCUACACUGGGCUCUGCCAGCUGCCCAGCACCACAGUGUGAAUGAUGUGCAGCAUCCAAGGGAGAUCACGCUCUUUUAUUUCAAUCAUACAGUACAGAGUGCCCACAGAGUGCUCUUUACUGUGUGAGCUGGGAAAUCCCUCUGCUGAUGUCCGUACUGACGUCAGCAGAGGGAAUCCCUCUGACGUUUGAUUAGGGUUAAGAGUUGGAUUAUGGGUAGGACUAUAGGCAAGUUUAGAGGUAGGAUUAGGGGCAAAGGUUUACAUGUGGGGUAUCAUUGUACCCAAGAACAGUACCAGAACACAAAUAGAGUAGUGGAUCACACGUGGUCUGUAAAUUUCCCCAAAGCAAAACACAUCUGUAAAAAACAAACAAAAACAUAUUUUGAGUUUUGUGAUAAAAUGGUUAAAUGAAAAGUGUCAAAAUGCUUUUUAGUUAAAUAGCCUGGAGGUGUUCUUUCUACAUGUAUGUACUUUUGUGUAGCAGUUUUGAAUCCUGUGACUAUAAAAGUUUUACUUUCAACAUGCCAAAUUUUGCAACAUUUUAGCAUUAACCCCUUAAGGACACAUGACAUGUGUGACAUGUCAUGAUUCCCUUUUAUUCCAGAAGUUUGGUCCUUAAGGGGUUAAAACCGUAAUUCAAUCCUUGAAGUAUUUGUUUCACUUGUAAAAUGUAAUUGAAAUCCUAGACAUAUUUUAACAAUCAGGACUAAUUAGUUAAUCUAUUUUGAGUUUAUUUUCUUAAAUCGCACUUGUGUAGAAAUGAUUAAAUGUAAAACUUCUAUUUCUUUUUAACUAUUUUACACAUAUUCAACAUUGUGUUAGCUAUACAUAUGGCGUAUCAAAAGAAAGUCCUGUUUAUCUUUUUAAAAAUGAUAUAUAAUAGGUAUGAGCGGACUUUAACACAAAGGAUGAUAUUUUGGUAGAAUGAAUGCAUGGCAAAAGUGUCAAAAAGGCCUUGGUCACAAACACGACACAUCUCAACAGAGCCCAGGUCUCCAAGGGGGUUACAUUGCUUCCAGAGACUCUCCUAAAAUGGAAACUUUCUUGUGGUCAUAUACAAAGGGGCACCUGGAAAAAGAAAUCUGGUCUAAAAAAACUGGUCUGGACCCCAAAUAUAUACAGAUAAAGGGAUUUGGGGCCCACACCCAGAACAUGUAUUUCUUAGUAGUAGUGUUGCUGUAAAGACCAAAUUAUUUACAAAAUACACAUUAAGGGAGCAUCAUGCACACACAAAAUACAAGGCUACUGGCAAGAUUUAAAACUGUAUUUUUUUGUGUGUCCGCUGUUCCCUUAAUCUGUAUUUUGUAUAUAUUUAGUUUUUUUGCUGCAGCAUCGUUAAUAAGAAAUGCAUGUUCUGGGUGUGCCCCCAAUUCCCUUUCCUUUUUUUUUGUGGAUAUUUGAAAUCCAGACCAGAUUGGGUUUGGGUUGAACACCCCGCCCCUUUACUCUAGGUGAAGGUGACCACAAGAAAAGCAUAAAUUUGAAGUCUUUGGAAGCAGUUUAAGCAAGUAAGUACUGCAGUUUCUCGCUAGUGUGAAAAUUGUCGUAACCCACAGAUUUUGGGGUACUUUGGUGAAGAGGUGUAACUUGAUAUUUGUUUGCUAAGAUAGGUGAUUUUAAAGGGUUACUCCAACUACCAUAACCACUUUUUAAGUGGUCACGGGGAUAAGAGUCAGUAUGUCCAGUGUUUCUGCUCGAAACACUGCACAUCCAGGGAUAUUUGUAAUUGUGUGAUGUCAGGCGGAAAGGGUCCCCCCUCUUACAAGUAGGCUUGUAAGAUUUAAAAGUGUGUUUUUGGUUUUCUAAAAGUGUUUUUUUGUUUUUCUUUAAUGGUUAUAAUGGAAGUGACUUUAUUAAGAAAUGCAUGUUUUGGGUGUGCAACGCGGUUCUAAUUUUUCAAGUAAAAAAAACUCAAACAGCCAUAAAUGCUACAGCCCGGCAUGUAUUUUUUUUCAGAGUGGAAUAAUAGGCAGUCGGGGGCUUCUAUUUUAUCCCAGAAAUGAGUAAGACCAGAAAAAAAAAAAUCUGUGAAAAAUGGCAAAUUGUAUCUAUAUGGGUGUAUUGCUCUAUUCCACUGGGCAGAAGUGGAAUUCAGUUCUAAUAUCUUUACAGUAAAAUGACCACAAAUGAAAUACACAUACUUUUUCAUUAUAUCUGAUUUUUUUUUAUGUGUGUGUUUGUAGCAUUUCUGGAUUGGAUGGCCACUAUUAACCUUGCAAACCCCACAUACAAAAUGUGGGCAGUGUACCUAGACAUUAAUGAGAAGAAUGAGUUGUGUAGAAACUACUAAAAGUAACACAGUGCAAUUUGUGUUUACAUUUAAAGGGAUAGUCCAACCAAAAACCAAUGUCUUAUGAAAACACUGGUUUUGAUCAGAGUAACUGUUGCUAUGCUGAUUUCCCCCCAUUCCAAAAUAAAUAAAGCUAAAAAUGUUAUCUUGCGCAAAGGCCUAGUUCUCCCUGUAGGUUGAUCCACCACAGCUGAUGCUAUUCCCACUCACUGGAAUUGUGUGAAUGUUUGUAGUGUUCCUUUAUUCCUGCCCCCCAUAAAACAAAAAGAUAAAUUUUACUUAACCUCUUUCUCAAGCUGUGAGCCAGCUCUUGCUGCUUCACUCCAGUCUACUGUCAGUGACUACAGCGUACCCUGCCUGUCCAAAAUGGACACAUUAAUGGAAAUUGCAUAGAAGGCAAAUGUAGCAAUCACCCAAUAGAAUGCUUUUCACAGAUUGUUCAAAUGGAGCGAAUCAGGUGUGAUUCCAAAAAUCCAGUAAAUUUUUGAUACUAUUUUAUACAUGCUAGAACAUUUUGUUAACUUGGCUUCUUUUGCUGAAUCAUAUGAUCUACUGAUCGUAGUCUUGUGCUAAUAUUCUUUAUUUGUGCCUAAGCAUGUGUUUGCUAGUGCUAUUUCUGGUUAACACCUGGAUUCUGGAGGUACCAUUAUUUAUUAGAACAUUGCCAUUGGGCCUGCAUGUUAAGUCCUUUUUAUUGCAAUAAAUGCACAUUUUCAAAAGGACACCUUAAGGUUUUAUAUAUAUAUAUAUAUAUAUAUAUAUCUAUAUAUAUCUCUUAAGCUUAGUGUGUGCCUUUAUGUAUUUAGAUUAUAAUAAAAAAUAAACUUACCUGUGAUCCAGCACCAAGGGAGUCCUUCCAGUAUCUACUCCACCUCUUCUGUGAUUGUCAGUUGUGAUGACCUAGGCCAGUGAUGGCUAACCUUGACACCAAAAAUUGUUUCUGGACUACAUUUCCCAUUUCCCACAUUAUAGACUCUAAAAGCUAGCUGAGCAUCAUGGUGUCAAGUUUAGCCAUUACUGAUCUAGGCCCAUUUCAGUGCUUUUCAUAGAGAAGCAUUGAAUCCAGUGCUUCUCAUAUAGCUCUCUGUGGUCGUUUUGGAGCCUGGGGUGUCCAGGCUCCUUAAAAUGUAAGUAGUGAUUUCACUUCUUACCUGGGAAGACUGGUCACUGUCUCCAAGUGCUGUUAGCUCUCCUGAGCUAAAUCCUUCUGUGCAGGGCCACCUUAUUGGCUGAAAGUCAGCCCCAGGCUUAGUUCAGAGCAGAGCACUUCCAGCUUUCGGAGAGAAAGUGACUUAUGCCCAGCAGACCCCAUUAAGGAUGUCAAACUUUUAGUAGGCUGUUUGACUACUUGCAUUGGGUGUACUAGGGCACUUCUGCGGCGACAAUUAUUACUUGAUUAACAACAAGGUAUUGCACCUUUUUUGAAAAAAAUAUUGAAUUACAUACAAUUUGUAUUAUUUACAUGCUAGGGGAAUUACAGGCUAGGGGACAGCAUUAACUUUAUUUAGGGGUUAGGAGACCUCACAUAUUUUAUACUAUGAGGGUAUUGGGACAGCAUAUUUUGAAGUUAGGGCCUAACCUCAAAAUAUAGUUGAUGCUGUCCCCGUAACCUCCUAAUAAAUAUAUGAUGUCGUCAUCUCAGAAUAAAUAUGUGAUGUCCCCAUAACCUCAAGAUAAAGUUGAUGUUGUCCACCUAACUGUUGGGAUUACCACAUCAACGUUAUUUUGAGGUUAGAGGAUGGGAAAGCAUAAACUUUAUUUUAAAGUUAGGGCCUAACCUCAAAAAUAAAGUAAAAUAUAUGAUGUCCCCUAAUAUCAGGUCCUGGGUGAAGAGGCAGAAUCAAGGGCGGAGCCAAGGGAAUGAAGAUUUGCCUAGGCUGGCAAAAAUUAUUGACCAGCCCUGGGUGCCCAAGGUGCUUGAAAGGAAAUGGCUGUCUAACUCUGGCCAAUGUAGGCAUAGAUAUGAGACUUUCCAAGACCUUGAGAAGAUUUAAAUGAUCAUCGUUAAAGAUCUGGGAGACUUUCCGUUAGAUAAGAUUGAUAAGGCCAUUGUUAAUGACCUGGACCUUUGAAUCUAAGGUGAGCUUUGGCAAAAGCAUGUUUAAUUCAUGACACUGACACUGUAGUCAUACCAAGAUGUGCCAUGAUUACAUCAUACCUAGAUCAUGGCAGUCUUGUCAUACUUACAUCAUAUUAAUUGUGUGAUAUUAUUUAAAGGCUAUAAAAGAAAGCAAGAUAUUCUGUUAGGUAGAAUAUUGCUGAGACUGCUUGAAUAUUCCAUGUUACACAUUGUUAACCGUACUACCAUAUUCAUUGACUUUAACGGACGGCCUGGAAUGAAAAUUAUUAAACACGACACUGAAGAAGAAAACACUUGUUUGGUCUGACUCAUAUGCCUGUAACAUAAUGGUGGAGUGGGUCUUGUUUUCUCAAGCCUGUUAAAAGUGGGACAAAGACUGCAAACACUUCAAAAUGUCCAUCGUAUCCUCUUGAGAUCGAGGUGGACAGAAAAUACUUUGAGAGCCCAAUCUACAUGGACCAUAUGGACAAACAGAGAAGUAAGUCCACCCCCGUCUGACCAUGCAAGCUGGGACAAGGAUUUGUUUUCCGGCGGCCAAGUGGAUGCUUUUCAUCAGAAUGAUAAAGCUGUCUCCGAAAAGUACUCUCCCACUUGAGGUCCCACAACGACGAAACAUCUUGUCCUUGGUGAGUGAUAUAAUAUACCCAAUGUCUUAUUCUGUGUAAAAAUUUAUGCAAAUAAUGAACAGUCUUUGUACCAUUGGCCACAGAUUGGUUUACUAAAUUAGGAGAGGGUUACAAAGAUCCUUUUAUUGUUGGGUCUGAUCCUUAACUUAAACGUGGGAAGAUUUUUUUUAAUGUAACUUUGGUAAAUAGAAUAACAUCUACUGCUGAAAGAGCUAAGUGUUAAAUCACCCAAGAUAAAUAGAAAAUCGCAGCCAUAUGUAAGGAUUUGCUAGUUGCAGAAUGACAUAUUUUGUGAUCAAUGUAAAUUGCAACAGAGUAUGAUAAAUUUAAAAUCAAAAGUCAGGGAAAACUAGAGUUGAGCGAACCCGGGCUGUAACUAGAGUUGAGCGAACCCGGGCUGUAAAGUUCGGGUUCGUACCGAACAUUACGUUUUUUUGGACCCCGGACCCGAACACUGACAUAUCACUGUAUGUUGGGGUUGGAAUUCGGUGUUCAGCGAUUUAAUAAUGCGUUUUGAAAGGCUGCAGGGCAGCCAAUCAACAAGCGUUUGACUCAUGUGCCCUUAGAAGCCAUCACAGCCAUGCCUACUAAUGGCAUGGCUGUGAUUGGCCAGUGCAGCAUGUGACCCAGCCUCUAUAUAAGCUGAUUUCUUAGUAUUAUUAAAUUAUCUCCCUACUCGCUAUACCGCGAGUAGGGGCAUGUCUAUUAAACAGUGAGCAGCCUGUGGCUGCUCACUGUUAAAAAAACAAACAUUCCCCCCUCCCCCCUGAGUGGUGGGUGAGGGCCAUAAAUAAAAAUUGUGGGGGGGGGGGACCUAAUGUCCUUUCCCCCCGGCCCCCACCCCAGAGCGGUGGGUGGGGGCCAUAAAUAAAAAUUGUGGGGGGGGGGGACCUAAUGUCCUUUCCCCCCGGCCCCCACCCCUGAGCGGUGGGUGGGGGCCCUAAAUAUCAAUAAGGGGGGGACCGAUUGUCCUCCGCCCUGGCCCCCACCCCUAAGCGGUGGGAGGGGGGCCUUAAAUAAAAAUUGGGGAGGGACCUAAUGUCCUCCCCCCUGGCACCCACCCCUGAGUGGUGGGUGGGGGCCAUAAAUAAAAAUUGGGGGGGGACCUAAUGUCCUUUCCCCCCCGGCCCCCACCCCUGAGCGGUGGGUGGGGGCCAUAAAUAAAAAUUGGGGGGGACACCUAAUGUCCUCCCCACCCAGCCACCACCCCUGAGCGGUGGGUGGGGGCCAUAAAUAAAAAUUGGGGGGGGGACCUAAUGUCCUCCCCACCCGGCCCCCACCCCUGAGCGGUGGGUGGGGGCCAUAAAUAAAAAUUGGAGGGGGGGACCUAAUGUCCUCCCCCCCAACCCCCACCCCUGAGCGGCAGGUGGGGGCCCUAAAUAAAAAUGUAACCCCCAGUGACUAGGGGUCCCCAAACCCCUUGUCACCCCCCUCCCCCCAAAAAAAUAACCCCUACCUAGCCCCCUCAUCCUAAAAAUAAUGAGAGGGGACCCUUAUCUAAAAAAUUUUUAAAAGAAAUCGACUUACCAAUUGAUGUUUUCUUUCUUCUAAACUCUUCUUUUUUCAGCCCCUAAAAAAGGCCAAAUAAAAAUCCAUAAUAACUGACGCACUUUAAAAAACAAACAAAAAAAACAGGGGCCAUAAAUAAAAAUUGGGGAACCUAAAGUCCUCCCCCCUGGCCCCCACCUCUGGGCGGUUGGGUUCGGGCCAUAAAUAAAAAUUGGGGGGGGGACCUAAUGUCCUCGCCCCUGGCCCCCUAGCCUGAGCGGUGGGUGGGGGCCAUAAAUAAAAAUUUCACCCCUACCUACCCCCCUCAUCCUAAAAAUAAUGAGGGGUCCCCCUUAUCUAAAUACCUGUAAAAAAAAAAAAAAAUAGACUUACCAUUUGAUUUCUUCUUUCUUCUAAACUCUUCUUUUUUCAGCCCCAAAAUCCAUAAUAACCAACGCACUUUAAAAAAACCAACAACAAAAAACGAGCGCCAAAAAAAAAAUCCUUCUUCACCCAUGGAGGGCUUCGCGCAGACUGAGCUUUGCAGGGUGGGGAAGGCUUAUAAAGCCUUGCCCCGCCCUGCAAUUAGGCUCAGAGCACUCUGAUUGGUGGGUUUAAGCCAUCCAAUCAGAGUGCUCUGACAGGUAACUGAAGAGACUGACAGGUAAGUCUCUACAUUUACCUGUCACAGCACUCUGAUUGGUUGGCUUGAAAUCCACCAAUCACAGUGCUCUGUGUCCUUUUACACAGUGUGGGAAAGUUCUUUGGAAUUUUCUCACGCUGUGUAAUUUGACUCAUAACAACACUCUGAUUGGUGGAUUAAGUAACCAAUCAGAGAGUUAGGAGUCAAAUUACACAGCUUGGAAAAAUUCCAAAGAACUUUCCCACGCUGUGUAAAAUGGCACAGCGCACUCUGAUUGGUUAGCUUGAAAUCCAGCCAAUCAGAGUGCUCUGAUGGCCCAGGGGUGGGGGCCGGGGAGGAGGACAUUAGGUGUGUCCCUCCAAUUUUUAUUUAUGGCCCACACCCACUGCUCAGGGGUGGGGGCCGGGGGGGAGGACAUUAGGUUCACCCCCAAUUUUUAUUUAUGGCCCCCACCCCUAAGCGGAGGUGGGUGACGGGGGGGAGGACAGUAGGUCCCCCCCCUUAUUGUUAUUUAGGGCCCCCACCUGCCGCGGAGGGGUGGGAGCCGGGAGGGAAGGACAGUAGGUCCCCCCUUAUUGUUAUUUAGGGCCUAUCUACUAAGCAGCUGCUUAUUUUAUGUUAUUUUAAGUGAUUUCCCUAUCCACAUUUAUUUGCAGGGCACUUGUCCUACUCUUAUCCCCAUUUUACUUCCUUUUGCAGCCCUCUAGCCCUUUCCAGGACUUUUUUAGAGCCAAGUUCGGGUCCCCAUUGACUUCAGUGGGGUUCGGGUUUGGGGUCAAGUCCGAUCCGCAAACCCAGACUUUUUUUCCGAAGUUCGGCCGAACCCGCCGGACCCGAACAUCCAGGUGUCCGCUCAACUCUAGUUAUAACUUAAAAACUAAAAUGUAUCCAAUCUCCUUUAAAAUCCCUGGUUCAAACCAGUUAGGCAGUUAGUAGAUCAACCACUGGAAAACAGUUUUUGAAGCUAAUCCAGAUCUUUAUUUCUCUGUGAGGAUUCUAAUAACUGUUAGAGGUGCAAUACAAGGAAUAAAACAAAACAGAGGGAUGGAGAGGAGUCAGGGGAUGAAUCUGAAGAAGGUGACAUUUUCAACCUUCUGACUAUCCUUGAGAAAGUUAGCACCAGGACCCUAAUCUGUAAACAUAAUACAUUAGCAAAGAGGCAUUGAAGAGAGGACCACUAUAGUGCCAGGAAAACAAACCUACCCCACCCUCAGGGUCCCACACCCGCUGGGCUGAAGGGGUUAAAAGACUUACCGGGAGCCUGGCGCUGGCGAACUCUCCUCCUCCUGCCGACAUCAGCGACGAAUGAACAUGCGCGCAAGAGCUGCGCGCGCAUUCAAACCGCCCAAAGGAAAGCAUUUCUCAAUGCUUUCCUAUGGACGUCCAGCGUCUUCUCUCUGUGAUUUUCACAGUGAGAAUCGCGGAAGCGGCCUCUAGUGGCUGUCAGUGAGACAGCCACCACAGGCUGGUUUAACCCUCUAUGUAAACAUAGCCGUUUCUCUGAAACAGCUAUGUUUACAGCUGCAGGGUUAACACUAGAGGGACCUGGCACCCAGACCACUUCAUUGAGCUGAAGUGGUCUGGGUGCCUAUAGUGGUCCUUUAAUGAAAUUAACAAACUGAUCAAACACAGUGAAACAUUGUGGCAGUUUGUUGACCCACUCUGAUGAAAGUGAAUGUUCUGUUUUUGAAUGACUGUUUCCUUCCCAAACAAGAUCAGCAGUUAGAUCAACUAUAAUUGGCAAAGUCGUUGAAAAACAACAUCAAGCAACAACAUCAAAAUAUUAUGAUAAAAAUAAUCAUUUCUAUACUUGGGCGUUUUUGAAGGGGAACUUGAAAUAGACUAAAAGAACAGAUUAAUUUAUUCUCUACCUGCCUACCUUGUCCUGCUAGUUCUCAAUGCCGAGGGCCAAGGCACGUACUCCCUCUCCCCAGCCCCCAGUGUAUAUAGACAUUUGGUUUUGUUAUUACUGCAAAAAGCCAGGUCAUUUUAAAAGAGAUUGUGAGAAAAUUGGUGCAAUAAUCUGUUCAAGAGUCUAAUGGUUGUACAUUUUAAAAACAUUGAAUAUAUUCUAAUGAGUCUACAUAUACCAGUGCAACCUUUACCACUCCAAUUUUAGAACAGUGAAUUUGCAGCAUCUCCUUAUGAGAUUUGCACACAUAGGCUAAAAGCAAUGAGAAGAAAUACAAAGCAGAAAAAAUUACUUGCUGCGGUAUCUUACUCUGAAGGUGUGAUUAAAAGCAGGGGUUCUCAACCCAGUCCUCAGGACCCCCUCCCAGUCCAGGAUUUGGGGAUUACCUGGGUGUGUCUCAGGUGUUUAGAAAAAGGGAAAAAAACACCUUAGACACACCCAGGUAAUCCCUAAACCCUGGACUGGUAGAGGGUCCUGAGGACUAACGUUGAGAACCCCUGGAUUAAAAGGGUCUAUUUUUUUUAUUUUUUUUUAUUUUUUUACGUGUUGUGAAUCUAAAAUAAAAACACUGCAGUUUCUCAAAUUUACAGUGAAGGUUUAAAAGGACAGGUACACUGCACACAGACCACUUAAUUAAAGGGACACUAUAGUCACCAGAACAACCACAGCUUAAUGUAGUGGUUCUGGUGUCCAUAGCCAAUCCCUGCAGGUUUUUCAAUGUAACACUAUACAUUACUGCCUAGGAACACCUCUUGUGGCAGUCACUCAGAUGGUGCAGCACUGACGUUUAGCAUCUCCACACUCUGCACAAAGGCGCUGAAUGUUUCUUAUACGUAUUCAAUGCAUCUCUACGAACAGAUUCUGAUUAGUGCAUCAGGUUUGAUUUCAGCCAAUAGGGCAAAGCGGGAGCAGAUCCAGCCGCAACAGACCCUCGCAGUGCUGGAAAAAGAUAAGGCCUAAACUAAUUUCAGAUCAAUAGUGUCAUGUUUGUUUUCCUGACACUAUAACGUUUCUUUAAAAUGAAGUGGUGUGGGGGAGUAUAGUAUCCAUUUAAACAGUUUUUUGAUGAAACUGAACGCACUACAGAUCCCGCAGGCAUGUUUUCUGCAAGGAAAAAUUAUUCUACAGGUCCAUGGGAUGCUAAUUAGGAAAGUAUUGUCAUUCUCACCCAGGUAGGUAUUACGUUUUGAGAAUUGACAGAAAAAAAUGUUUUGUACAUAUUGAUCAAAGCAAAUUGAAAAAAAAGGAAAAUGUAUAAAUGAAUAUGGUUACUGGCACCUGUUUCCUAUGUUUCAGAUUUGGAAUAAAUGUGGAUAACUAUUGCGAAAGAUAAUAGAACUUUGUACUAUAUAAUUGGACCUUUUUGGACUUUCAAAAGAAGAUUUUAAAUCAUCGAAAGACAAGCAUUCACUGAUGGCACAAGAAUUGCUCAGACCUACAAACACAAAAAAUAUUGAAAGAACGAUGGAUUUAGCUGAUUUGUUAUGUUUUAAGUGUAUUGUUUCAACAACAUGUUCAUUCUGUGAGGUCAUCAAUGGUGAAAAGUACAUAUGGGAUUAUUCUAUAAUGAUUAACGAUACACAAAACAUGGUUUGGUUUCACGAGACGGGAGUUAGGAGUUGAAAUGUAAAUUAAUGUGUUUUUAUUUUACGGAAUUUAUGUCAUAGUGUAUGCUUAUUGAGACUAAUUGUUGACUAAAAUAUUUUCCAGAAAAUCCCACACAAAUAAAAUCUAUAGCCACCAACAUAUGAGAUCUAAUAGAGAUAGUGUACCUAAACAUUUCAGUAAAACAAGGCAUGGGUUGCAGCUUGUUUAUGGAUAAUCAUUUGAUUCUAUAUCUCAUUUACAGGGUUGCCUAUAGUUGGUUGUAAAAUCACAACACUGAGAAAACAGUGUAUUGCACCACUUAGUGGAAAUGUACAAAUGCAUAUACAGGCCAAGUUUCCCAAUAAGAAUUUAAUGAUGGACAUUGUACCAAUACGAUAUCUGAUAGGAGGUAUUUUUUAAACCAGCAAGCCAACACUUUUAUACAAAAACACAAGCCAGAAUAAAUCAAGAACAACUCUAAUAAAUGUUUAUAAACUUGGUCAGAUUUCAUUAUUAGGCACGCCUCUCCGCUAAGGCAGUUUCUUCAUCCACCCAUCUCCGUUUCAGACCAGUCCUCUAAUGCCAGAAAUAGGGCAUCAUUGUGCAUUAGCAGGGGAGAGAAACACAACACAAGAGUCUGCUCUGCAUGAGCACGUUGGUCAGACUUUCUUCUUUUUUGAUACCCCUGUAAGGAUGUUGCAAGGUGAAGUGAUCUUCAAACUGCACAUGUGUAUAUGUGUCAAACAUGCCUAAUGCACAUUUCCAGCAUUCCUAGGGAUAGAAUCCUGAUUGGUUAGUUCAGUGACCUCCCUGGAGGAGCUGUGGAAAGCAUAAGAAAGAAGCAGGUAAAUUGAAAGAAAAAAAUCGUACUUACCUGUUUUCUAAGGCUGCAGAUUGAGGCAACUGUCUCAUUCACAGCUAACGCUUUUGAAUUAGACAGUUGUCUCAAAGUGAUAUAUGUGCCUUUAAGCCAUUCUUUAAAAUUUACGUUUACUGAUAUGUUGCUUCCUCAUCUGUGAUUUCUAGACUACCAGUACUCUGAAAUGCACUGAUGUGCUGGAGGCACAGAGAUACACAUUGCAAACUACAUUUAUUGUAAUAAUUUACUAGCAAUAUGCCUUGAACAAUUUAUAGCUGAAGACCUAUUGUCAUUCCAUUUUGUAGUUAUGCUCAUGGUAGGAGCUCUUUAAUUUUUGUAAGUUUUUACACCAUCAAAUACAAAAUCCCCAUUAUAAACGGCGAGAUACAAAGUGUAUUGUAAAAGUCACUUACAUAACAUUCAAACACGAAUAGCAAAUUGGAAACAAAGAUGAAAGGAUUUGCAUCCAAUUAUCUGUAGACAGACAAGAUUAAAAAAAAUCAAGGACAUGUUUAAAGAUGGAUUGCGAACUGAUAUAAUAGAAAAGUGAAGAAACCUGGUUUCUAAAUUAAGGCAUGGAUUCAAUGAAGUUAGGUGGAUAAAAUAGAGCUAAAAGAAAUCUCGCAGUUAACUAUGUGAAUCCAGAUUUGUGAUAGCUGACCUGUGCCACUCCGACUCUUUCUGUAUUUUAGAUUUCUGUGAUCCUUAGAUCUGAAGGCAGACUGAAAAUCUUUGGUACAGAGUUAGCCAAAGGUUAUCUUACCCAUGACCAAUAUAAAGUGCAAAAGAUAAUUUAUAAAAAUGCCAGCACAAUGGCCAACAAAUGGUUCAGAGCAAGAGAAACAAAUACCAUUAAAGUUUUUUUUCCAACCUCUUAGUCAUAUAAUAUAUACAACAUACAAUAUUAAAUGCAAAUGAGUAUUUACAAUAGGCCUUGCAUAUUUGCAUAAAAUGCCAUGAGUCGGUGCCACAGACAAGAGAGACACAAUAAAGUUGACUUUUAUUUUUUUUUUGACUUACAAACAUUAUAUUAGGCAUUAGAUCUUAUUGUUUCUCCCCAAAUCAAGGUGUUAGUGGAUAAAUCUGUCCUGUAAGGAAAGGGAUAUCCAGCAUAUUCUGUAAAUCGGACCCCAGCUGAGGAAUGCCAACGUAGUAGGGAAAUUGGAACCUCUGUCUACAUUUAACUGGUAAUUAUGGCUAAACACUAAGGCUGCCUCUCGGAGCUGUCCAUCAUGCAGCCUGGAAAGACAGUUUGACUAUCAUUGAUUAAUGGAGUAUUUUAUUCCCAAUUUCACAUUUCAUCACAUCAAAUAUAAAUACAUUUUUUUAUUGUAAGACACAAAGAAUUUUCAUGGUAUGUGAAAAACAAUAGCUCUUUAAUUUCACCUUUUUUUUUUUUAAUGUUACAGUUUGUUUUGAUUUUGUUUUUAAAUUUAAAAGGACUUAGACAUCUAAAACCUCUCUGACCUGGUUCAGGAGAGAUAUGUGGAAGCACUUUGCCUUUCAAAAUGAUUUGUUCUGAAAAUAACGCCCUUAAAGAAAAAAUAGCACAGUAACGUGGCCAUUUUCUUGAAAUGUUUCCGUACACUGUCAGGGUAACUUAUAUCUCUGUACACACACUUAAAUUGGUUCCAGUUAUACUAUAUAUCUGUCAUUGCACUCCUAUCGCCUGAAUGUUGGCUUGUUAGAGCAAUGGUAACCAGAGACACCCAAGUUUGGAUCCUGGUCAGACACAUUAUGAUCUACCGCCUACAAAUCUUCAUAGACUGUAAACUGAAUGAGUAGGGCAUUUUUCAAUUCUAAGUAUCAUCUUUCUAUAAUUGUAAAUCUCUGUGGAAUAAUUUGGCACUAUAUAAAAUAACAUAUUUUUUAAUACUUUUUUUCCCCAUAGAUUAAAAUGUCUAUCAUACUUAAGUAAGCAAUAAUAAGGAACUAUUGCUAUCAUCCCAAAAUAGGUUGAAAUGCUCAUGUCCAUGUCUCCUAACUGUCCCACUUUCAAUGGGACUGUCCCGAUUGUUGGGUCCUGUCCCACAAACCCACUUUAAUCCUGGACACCAGGCAGCUGUCAUUGGGCAGCAAUAGAGCAUGCAUAGAUUGAGAGCAUCAUUAGGCCCGCUCGCACUGUGCAGCAGGCACUAGGACCAUGCAGUCUUUCCAUGGUCCUCUGUGCCAGUGCCCCUCAAGGCACAGCUAACGGUCCAGGAUUUAGGGAUUACCCAGGUGUGUCAAAGGUGUUUACAAAAAAUAAAAACAGAUUCUAAGGUGUUUUUUUUCUUUUUCUAAACACCUUAGACAAACCCGGGUAAUCCCUAAAUCCUGGACUGUUAGCUGUACCUUGAGGAAAGGGUUGAGGAGUACUGUUCUAUGGGGCUGGCCAGGAGGCUGUCUGUGAGUCUGACAUGCUUGAGGACAAUCUAAAUAUGUAGAAAAACAUGUUGGUAUUCCUAACACUAUGGUGUUCCUUUAAGAAAUAUUGAAAGGCACAAGCACAACUUAAGUACAUUUGACAGGUUUUGGCCUUAUAUUAAAUAAUGUUGUCAUUUUUACCACAUUUAGAUAUCUUUCAUUUAAAAAAAAAAAAAAAAAAAAGAUUGUUAAAAAUAGAUAUUACUACCGUAGUUUCUAACCCCUUCAGCCAAAUGCACUUAAAGGAACAUUAUAGCGUUAGGAAUACAAAUCUAUAUUAUUAAUGUGCAUUAAAAAAAUAAAUAAGUUUUACUCAUCUUUGUAGCUGCUUAACCCCUCAAUGUCACACAGGAGCCUCCUCCAACGAUGUCCGAUCCAUGCACCUCAUAGUGCAUGCACAGCGAUUGCCUCACACAUCUUUAAAUUUUCCUGUAAGAAACCAUUGAGUUAAUGCUUUCCUACAGGGAGCCUCCUGUGUGUGAUAUAAAGUUCAAUUUACAGAGUAGGAGGUAAACACUUCUAAAGUAAGCUCACAUCUGAUUUAAAAUUAAACAAUUUUUUUCAUGCAGGUUGUGUCAGUCACAGCCACAUGAGGUGGCUAAGGCUGCAUAAACAUAAACAAAAGUGAUGUAACUCCUAAAUGGCAGAGAAUUGAGCAGUGGCUGAUCAGAGGAAUUAUCUAUAUACCCAAGCUGCUUCAUGAAGCUAAAGUUGUUUUGGUGACUAUAGUGUCCAUUUAAAUUGUGUUAUUGCUUAGAAUGUCCCUUUAAAGGGUUACUCCAACCCCUUUGAGAUGGGGAAAACUUUCCAGUUUAAAAUGCCUUAUUGGCCACUAUGGAGAAGGUACCCCUUUCAUUUCCAGUACAACCUGCAAAAAAAAGUUUCUACUCGCCUUGAAUCCAGCUCUGAGCAAUGAUUCCAAGCUGAUCUUCUGUGCUGCCUCUGGCAUCACGCGCAGUCCAAUCACAAGUUUCUCAUAGAGCAACCUGUGACUGGACCAUUCUGCUGGCUCAGAGCACAUGGAUAUGCUCUGGACUGGCGAUUGAAGGGAGGGAGUGGAAAGGAGAGAAUUAUGUUUUAAAAACAAAAACAAGCCAACUAUGUGCAACGGAGGGAGUGCAGUGUUGGUGGGAAAGGAGAAUUAGCUUCCGAUUGCAGGUGAUCAAUGGGAAGAUUAUCACGUCUGUAAGCAGCGUGCAGUGUUCACUAACGACAGACCUUUUAUAUGCACAGAAUUGACACUAGGCUGCCCGAAACAGAGUUCUGGGCUGCCAAUGUCACCUGUGCUAAGGAUACAACAUGCCCCCAGCACACAAUUAGGAAUUGCUCUGAAUGUGCAGUAUGUCAAGCAGAAACACUGCACAUACAGACUCCUACCACCAUGACCACUUCAAAUCACUGAAGUGGUCAUGGUGGUUGGACUAACCCUUUAAAUCCCAACACUAUCAGUCGAUUUGUAACUUUUUAAAAUGGAGUUUACUACAGUAUUAAAAAUGUACGCAUAAUGUGCACAGGAUAAUGUAUGCCUGACUCAUUUAUAACAAUGCCUGAAAGUAAUAUAUAAUGUACAAGUUCUGGUCAGUGAGUUAUCUCUAAGGAGGAUAUGCUCCUAAACUAGUAACCUUUAUAAGCCUGGUCUUCCCCCAGAAACUGAACUCCCUCAAAAAAUAUGCAAAGACUUAUAUACAUUCCAGUGCAGUGGUCACUUUCUCCCUACAGCCCGAUCUUUCCCCACUGACGUCACUCCCCGUCAGGGGAGACGGUGGGAGGACAGGCUGAGGGGAAGACAGGUGCACCACAAAGUGGGGACUUCACCACUAUUGGCUAUCUUUUGCCAGUGUACGGCGUCAGAUGCCAAUUUUGCACAGAAUUGAUAUUAACCAGCUCAGAACACUUGUUUCAGACUAGCAAAUGAUGAGUUACAUCUCUGGUAGCAGAGUAAUUAAUCGCCCUAUGUGCUGCGUCUAGACUCUAGGCACAAUCACCACUGUAAAAUCACUGAAGUAGUUAUGGUGGUUGGAGUAAGUUCUCUUUCAUAUGUUUCCAUCCUCCAUAUAUUUUUAACUCAUCUCUCAGCUUUCAGAUCAUAUCGAAACAUUUCAGACACGUUCUCUGUGUAUCAACCUUGGACCGAUUUUCAUUUCUGUCUGGAUAAUCCUAUUUAUUAUGGUUAGAAUUUUCACUUGUAGCUGUGUAAAUACAAAUAUAUGGUUACUCUGCAUUUAAAUAGAAUAUUAAAGCCCAACACCUUUAAUAAGCUUUUGAGGGUAAGCUGUCAUGUUACUUACAUUUUUACCAGUAGUCUCAUGCUGAUUUUGCGUUGAUACCACCAGAAUUUACAUUGACAAGAAGACAUUUCGUAUUUCAGAGAAAGGUUUAAUAAUAAUUUUGGUAAUGAGUCCAGACGCUGCCUUUCUGAGUAAAUUGCCUUUCUUUUACUUUUGUAGAUGAAUCUUCGUUCUGUUUUUACUGCAGAACAACAGAGAAUAUUGCAGAGAUAUUAUGAAAAUGGUAUGACCAAUCAAAGUAAGAGUUGUUUUCAGCUCAUUUUACAAUGUGCGCAAGAAACCAAGCUGGACUUCAGUGUAGUCCGGGUAAGUACCCCAUAGAAACUGCAUUCAGGGUUGUUUUUGUUACAGAAAUGGGAGUUGACCUGGAAUUUGCAGGUUUAAUGCCAAAGUGGCCAAAGUUACAGAUUGACAAACUUUAUACACAUAGAGGGAGAUGGAAUUCCUGCGCUCAUUCUCACUUUUUAGGUCCAUAGUUUUCUAAUUUAGAACACUCGUAUCCAUUAUCAACUCUUACAUAUAUGGGUGUGAUAUCCCAACCUGUCCUUGACUGGCCUUGGUUUUUGUAUCGGCUUCUUAUAAUACAUGUUAGUUUAGUUACAUAUUCCCAACAUUUACAAAGAGCUAUUUAUACACCUUAUGGAUAUUGGAACUGCUGCAAAAGCAAUUUAACAGAAUUAUUUACUAAAUUGAAUCCAUCUGAAAAUCUGCAUUCUCCGAUUUAUAUAUAUAGAUAGAUAUGUAUAUAGAGAGAGAGUACUGUUAUGCAUUACCUGCAUAUCUCAAUGUAGACUUUGAGAUGUCCCCUUGGGCACAGAAUCUCGAGAAAUCAUGUUUUACAACUAUCCCAGAGUUCCCAGCGUGACAUGCAAAUAAGCAUAGACAGGCAUCUGUUCAACUUGAGCUAUGCAUUUGAAGCAUAACAGUAUGUUUCUAUUUGCUAUGUGGGCAGUUUUAUUGUGUUUAGUUUGAAAACAUUGAAAACAAAAUAGCUUAUUGCCAAUAAAUAAUUAUCAUUAUCACCUUAAAAAGUGUAAAUAUCUAUGACUGCCAUGUUUUAGCCAAAUUUAGUUAGUGAUAAAAAGCAUGUUUAUAUAAGAUUAACUGGAGUUAAUGCCAGCCAAUCAGCAGCAGACCCUCCGUCCCAGACCCUCCCACCUCCUGGACAGCAUCCAUUUUACAUUCAUUGUGAAGCUGCAUUCUUAAUGAGCUGUCCAGGAGGUGGAAGGGUCUGGGAGGGAGGGUCUGCUGCUGAUUGGCUGGAAUGUGUCUGCUGACUGUGAGGUACAGGGUCAAAGUUUACUCAAUGAUGAGUCCGUGGCGAACCGUUCGCAGCGAACCGUUCGGGUCAUCACUAGUUAUGAAAUAUCAAAUAUUCAAAUAAUUUUUAAAAUAUUAAAUAAUUUCUAAAUUUUGUCAAAAAAUAUUAAAUCAUUUCAAAAGCUUAUCCAAAAUUAUUAAAUCGAAAACAAUAGUAGGAGACAUUUUCCAUCACUUAUUAAGUAAAUUGCAGAGAUGUUUAUAUCUAAACUGUGGGUAUUCAUAAAUAAAAUCUCUGGUUUGUUUUAGACGAAUACAUUGCUCUAUAGAUUUCUAAAUUACCUCUUUACCUGAGAGAUAGCAUGCAAACACAGGCAGUAAUAUUGCCCAUUAACAUGGCACCGGCGAUGGAUUCUUCUGUAUUAUCAUGUAACCCUAAAGGUAAAUGUGUCCAAUGUUCUACAGGCUUUUCCAAACUCCGGCCCUCUAGAUGUUGCUGAACUACAACUCCCAUGAUUCUCAGUCUAUCUAUUUAAUUGAUAGAAUCAUGGGAGUUGUAGUUCAGCAACAUCUAGAGGGCCGGAGUUUGGGGAAGCCUGUUCUAAUACAACCAACAUUAAGUUUAGCAACCAUGUGUGUUCCAUAUGUAAGAUGAAAGCGAAUGCUGUUAUUAAGUGGUUUCUGCAGUGUGUGGUUUAUAUGCAUAUUUAUCUUUCACUGACAUUUUAUAUUUCUUACACUGUAAAAGCCCCUGAUGAAAAAAUAUGCCAGGUUAAGUGCACAGAUUGCGUACAGUUACAACGUAACACUGGAAAUGCAAUGAUCUUUAGUAUGAUGGAUGUGGGGCAUGGAUCAACUUCAUUCUAAGAAGAGUCCAAGUGACAGCUAGUGAGCAUAGUAUCCUCUGAUUGACUACGCAGAAUGGUUGCUGAGUCUUACCUUCCACAUUGUAAAAUUCGGAGGAAUCCAGUGUUGUAUCAAGCUGCAUAUGGAUAGGUAAAGCAGAUACUUUAUUGGGGACAUACAAUAAAACAAAAAAAUGAAAAACGUCCCACUUAUCUUUUUAUCAGUGAUAUUUUUUACGAGUUUAGAUAGGUUGUCUUCCGGGUAAUACUCACAUGACGAAGAAACGGUAAAUUGCUUUAACCCCUUAAGGACACAUGACAUGUGUGACAUGUCAUGAUUCCCUUUUAUUCCAGAAGUUUAGUCCUUAAGGGGUUAAACCGUAAUUUCAGCAAGGGCGUUUGGUGUUUUUUGGGGGGUUUUGUUGAUCCCAGAAAUCAUGCAACAAAGUUGUGAAGAGUGCCAUUUGUAUGGGGUGUUGUGACAUUCAAAUUGAAUUAAAAUCCAACUCUCUCUGAAGAAUGCAGGAUUUUCCAUGAGUUUCAUUCUCUUCCAGUGACUGAAUGUUCUGACUCCUGAUUUUUGGUGAACCAAGUGACUGGCUGAGAUAAUUCAGCCAGUCUCUUGUCUCCAGUUAUUUUCAGCAUAUAAGAUCUUUUGGUGCCUGUACUGCCCCUUUUAAACUGGCCUUGCACUAUGAUAUAUUAUAUGAUAAAACCUUAAUCAAUCAAGUUGAAAUGACACUUCCUGAAACCUGUGAUGUAAUUCUGACCCUGGAGUUCUUAAGAGAGUUGAUUACUUAAAGUACUGGUGUAUCAGUCAACAUGUCUUUUACAGUUAACUCCUGUUUAUGGUUUGUUCUCUUAACACCUCUUGGUAACCGUAAUAUUUCCUCCCACACAUGAUAGUCUUUAGCAUUGUACAUAAUAUUAGUGUAAUCUAUACCUCUUCAAACAAUAACAUCUACAAACACAUAAACAGAUUUUAAAAUUACGUGGGAAAGUGUUCUUUAACAACAAGAAUAAUCAAGUAGAAAUGAAUACACCUUGCUCUGAUUGGGAAAAAAAACAGAUCUCAUCAAUUAAUUCAAAAAAACAAAACCAUUUCCAAAGAUCAUAAAUUGAGUGCCAAAUAUGUUAUUGAUUUGUGUGCAAAGCCAAUAUAUGAUGUAUUGAUCACUUUGUCUGUUGAACGUAGCAGAUAAUAAUCUGACUUUAUAAUUCAUUUGUUUGAUUUAUGGACAUUCAGGUAUGCUUUAGUAAAUCCUCAAAUCUAAAACAAUAGUGAAGUUUAAUAAUCUUCAGUUAUUCCUAAGGACGAUGUUAUCUUUGUCACCUGCUGUUCUAUCUUUGUCGAGACCUCUAAAAUCUCUCUAGAUUCUUCUCACUUCUUCAAAGUUCAUUGUCAGCCAUAUAACCAGGUAAGAGAUGCAAGUUUCUUGCUAUUUAACUUGCAUUCAUAUUUACAAUAUGUUUUCUUCAUAGACUUGGGUUGGAAACAAAAGGCGAAAAAUGAGCAGUAAAAACUAUUCAGAUUCUGGAGCUGCAACACAAGGGUCAUUGUCCAGCUCUCCCUCACGUCCCCCUGAUGGACCUGUCAGGAAUAUACCAAAUGUAAACAGAAGCCAACCUCCUCGGACUUCUUCGAAUAGUGAUCUGAUCAUGACCUGUGUCUACAGUCCUAAUAAUUCUUCAGUCAGACAAGGGUCCACACCACAAGCCACAGUUCCCAAGUCUGACGUUUUAAAGCCCACCUUGCAGAGGCCAACCUCAAGGAGUGACACAGAGUAUUUGAAACUUCAGAGUCCUGUCCAGCGCCAUGCAGUGCCCCUUUCAAAAAGUUCCUUGCAGCAACUUGAUGAUAAAACUGUUAUGCUAUCCCGACAGCCAAGUGUAGCAAAUCCUCCAAACGCACUGUACAACAAGAAGAACUUUGGUGGUGCUUCUGGUCAAAUACUAGAAAGGACAGCUCCUCAGAAACCAAUGACCUGGACUUUAAAAAGUGUAGCAGAACCUCCGGGUGUCCAAAGGAUACAUAAGCCAGAACAACCAACUGCAAGCCCAGUUUCACAUGGUUCUGUGCUGCAGCGGAGCAGAGACUCUUCAUGUGGCUUAAAAAAUCUGGAAAUAAGGGAAGUUUUCUCAUUGGCUGCUUCUGACCACCCUUCCAGGACUCUUGGAGCAUGUGUGGUGGAGAGACCCAGGGUGGUAGAAAGCAAUUGUUUUUCUAUUGCUAUGGAAACAGGAGAUGUUAACGAUGAGUAUGCUCGGGAGGAAGAACUGGCAUCGAUGGGUGCACAAAACCAAGCUUCUUCAAGGUUUAGAGAAAUGAACAAUUCCCCUCACAUGGAGACCAGAAGCACGUUAUCUCCAGUAAAGACAGGAAAUUGUAAGACACUUCCAGCCAACACAAGAGACUUACCAGAAAAUGUACUGUAUCAGAACAGAGACUACUAUAUGUCACAUAAUACCUCAACACACAACACAACCAACACACAAUACACGGGUGGUAAUGCCCCAAGGAACAAUAUACAUCCACAUUACACAGUACCCUCUCAACCAAGACUGUCACAGAACCAAAACAACUACCAGGUAAGUCUUUCUUUACUUGCAUCUCGGUUUUGCUUUAUAUAAACUUUUGAGAGGCUGGAAGACCAUAGUUAGAUAACAUAGCUUUCCUCUUUAACUCAAAGUAUCUUUCCAAUGCCAUAUCAAUUCAUAUAUUUAUACAUUAGUCUGCAAAAAAGUGCAUGGAUUAGGGGACUUGAUGACCUUUGCAUUUAGGAUUAACUAAUGCAAAAUCGGUUAUAGAUAAAAUCACUCUCAUAGACAGCCUUUGAGCAUCACAGCGUUUUUCUGCUCAUGGAGACUUGAGUCCCAAUGCUUCCGUAUGGGGAAGCUUCGGCUUGGCUGAGAUCAUCAAUCAUGAUGAUCUCAGGCAGGGAGGCGGAUUUGCAGCACAGAGACCAGCGACAUGCAGGAUGUAAGGUAAGUUAAACUUUUUUCUACCCUUGCAGGGCAGGUAGGUAGGGUAGGUACAUAGAUAGGGAAACAAUAUAGCGUUAGGAAUACGUGUUUGUAUUCCCAACUUGACAGUGUUUCUUUAAAGGGACACUUUAGGCACUAUGAACACUUAAUUUCAUCAAAGUAGUCAUGGUGCCUGAAAUGCUCGGGCACCAUACCUCUGUUCAGCGUUUAACUGUUUUUGUGUAGAUUAACACUGAACGAGGGUCCCUGUCCCACAGCCUAGCAGCCACCAGAGGUAUGGCUAAGUCGUAGAUUGCAUUCUACCAUACCCAUACCAUUCCAUACCAGCUGCGGGUGUCUGUGAUAGGCUGAGAGCAUCACAUCUACAUACUCAAGAGCUGCCAUUCUAAGCUAAAACCUUAUGAUAACAUUAAAAAAAUGACUAUAGAAUUCUAAAAAAUGUGGCCAGAAAAAAAGUUGUUGCUUUUACAAAAUGCUAUUUUUUUUUUGAUUAAGGCAAGAAAAACCAGGACAAAUUAAAAAAAUAAAACAACUAAGCCAAAUUUUGAUAAAGGAUCGCUGAAAACAUGACAAGUCUGCUUUGAUUUUUUUUUUUUCUGAAUGAAUUAUAUGUAGGAAGGAUUAAUUUUCUCAACAAAGAAUGUCAUUGUGCGGGCUGUUUUUAUUUGCGGUUUAAAUUAUUUGAUUUCAUUUCUCAAACGCCGCCUGUUGAGUUUUGUUACUGAUUGUUGCUUUUUUUUACGCAGAUAUCAGGAAACCUCAGUGUGCCUUGGAUUACAGAGUGCUCUAGAAAAAGAACAGUAAGUGGUUGUAAUUAAGUAGCAUUUGUGCAUCUAAUGAAAAUUGCAUCCUCAUUGUGCUUAGAAAAAAAUGGCCUCGCUCUGCUCUUAUAGUAAAGAGGAAAAUACAUUAAUCUCCAUGUGUUUUCUGAGAUUUACGUAAUAGGUGUGAACUGGUUCUAAUUUAUUUUAAUGUAACCCUUCCUAGUAUAAUUACUCACGCAUUCCCCAACAGAAUUCAAAGAGAAAUAUAGCUUUAAUAGAGAUGCAUAUUAACAUAUAAAUUGUUUUUAAUAUUUCUGCAUUUCCCCCCCCCCCUUAUUUUAGAUUUAUGUAGACAUAAUGUAGAGUUCUUCAUAUUGUAUCUGAGCUCACCAUAUUUAACGCCAUAUUUAAAGGGGCAGUCUAAGCAAUAGAGCCACCAUAACCACUUCUACCAUUUUGAAACCAUUUGACAAAAAGACUCUUCUUCAGCCAGCUUGGUAAUACAGAAUUUAUAUUUCCACGUUAUUAAUACGAGUUUCAUAUUCUUGGCUAAAGGUGCUGGGUUAACCAGCCUUUUAUGUUGAAAUGUAAAUUUAUCAAUGUGAAUAUGGGCUGUGGAGAAGAGCUGGAGAAAGCCACAUUUUUUUGUCAAAACAAUACAAUCCAUUCCACUGCGCUGUAGUAGUGGCUUUGUUGUUUAGACUGCCACUUUAAGUCAUAUUUAAAGGAAACUUGAAAUUCUGACAUGAUGACAGAUCCAAGGAGACGCUUAAAGGAUCACUCAAAACACCUAAAGCACAUUAGCUUGCUGAAGUGAUUUACGUGUGAAGUGUGUUCUUUUUCUUUUUUUUUCCUUUUUAAAAAAAGUGCAGGUUUUAAUAAAAAUUGGCAUUUUUAGAAAUUAACUUUGUUAUACCCCGUGGCUGUCAAUCAGAUAACCAAUCCUGUUACUUCCUGGUUUGUUUAGCUCCGUAAAGCUAAACUGAAGAGGCAGCUAGAUAUUGGCCAGAUCACCUGCCUUGCAAAGAUUUUCACUGAGCCGGGGAAAAGGAAAAGGGCUUGCAAAGGAUGCAGACAAACGAUCUGCAGCAUUUACAAGCUGUUUUUAUAUAUACCCCUAAUGAAAAAAAUGCAUAAUUAAAUACAUGCAUGUUAUUAGAGAUAGGACUACUAAAUUGUGUUUUUUUUUUCUUUUUAUGUAUUUGUGCAAUAAAGAGUCCCUCUAAGGAGCAUUCAACCUAAUUUAGGGUUACUCAGUGAAGUGUGAACUGCGUAUUGAAUUAAAAUUACGCCAAAAUAAUUUAAUUGGAAAGGGAAAUCUCCUUUUUUUGCUAUGUUUUUAGUUCAGCUAUUUUGGUCUUGCAUUUGAAAUUAAUUUUAACUUUCAGUAAUUCACUCUUCACUCACAUUUAGUUUUUUAGUUUUUUAUAUUUUUUUUCUUCAUUCUUGAUAUAUUCUUCCCUCUCAUUAUCUGUUUGUCAUGUGAAAAUAUUUACAUUUAUGAACAUUAACCCGAGUUUAUUCAGAUGCACACUCGUCUUUCAGUAGCCGUCACAUUUGUGGCCAUUGGCAUAAAUGUAAGUGCUAAACAAACACAAAUAUAAUUCUGAUUCAUUUUCAUCUGUUAGCAGGAUGGCGAUCACAGCGUAUGAAUGAAACUUUAUUUUAAUCUAGUGCUCUUUUCUAUGCUCUACCUUUAUACAAAUUUGGUGGAAAGCUGAUUUUGCAUGCUAAUGAAAUAUUCCAUUUUGUGAGCCCCUUUAUAAGAUCAAAUUUUCUCCGUGAUCGGUUUUGCAGUCUAAAUGACUCAAUGGUUUGAAGUAUUAUUGUAAGAAAUGCUGUAGAGGAAGCAAUUCUCAGUGGGGAAUUUGGAGCACAUGGGUACAGCGGUUUGUUUAAUCAAAGACCCCAUGAGGAUAUAGAGACACUUCUAACAUUAGCAGGCUUAGCCAUCGCUCACAAUAGAACUUUAAAUAAUAAGUGAGACAGGUUGGACACUCUAUGGGGUUUAAUCACUAAACAGUGUAUUGCUUUCAUUUAAAAAUCAAAGAGCAAAGUUUGUAAAACAGCGGAAUUGGGAGCAUGUUUCUCAUACUGCUAUAUUUGCCUAAAUGUUCUUAUUCUGUUUUUUUAAAUUUUUUAAAUUUUUUAAAUUCAUUACAAUUCCCAGUUAUAAUAAAGUCCUAUGUAACGAUGGCACCGCUGGGUCUGUGAUACAUAAAGUAAAUCUGUCUUACAGCUAUGGCGUUCAGGAUUUUUACUAAACUGUGAAUUCACCAGGGAAUUACAAAUUAUAGUGCAAAAUAACCGAAUCUGAAAAAAAAUCCAUCUCCAUUUCCAACCUCUGGCAUUUCAGCCAAAUAUUUGCUAUAUACUGGUAAUUUCUUACUAUUCUUGGUUUAGUGCAUAACAACGAUGGUGUCAUCAUUAAAGGUACACUCCGGUCACCAUAAUUAAGUUGUUACAGUGCCAGGAGGCCCCUGGGGGCACUAUUACUUUAAGGGGUUAAGCUAUUCUCAAAUGGUUUAACCACAAAGGUUGCCUCCAGCGCCAAUCUCCAGCUUCCCUACGCGGCAUCCGGCUUCUGAAUCUGAUUGGCUGUUAAUUGGCUAGAAUGAUUAGCUGACACUCCAAGUCAAUCAUUAGCUCCCCAUUCAUACAAAAAAAAAGUUUUUAUGAAUGGGGAGUUACUGAUUGGUUUAGAGCCUCAUCUCUCGAACAGUUUAACCCCUUAAGGUAAGAAUGUCUCUGGCGGCCUCUUGACACAAUAACAACUUAACUUAGAUUAAGUUGUUAUGGUGACUGGAGUGUUCAUUUAAGGUAAUCGUGUUUUCGCUUUAACAUGUUACACAGAGGCUUUGUCAUUUACCAGCUGCCAUAUACACAGUAGCCGUUCACAAACCGUCAUGUAGUGGUGGCUACCAUAUCCUAUUUGCAAAUACAAGCAGUCCUUCCACAUGUGACUUUGUUGAUAUAAACCAAUUAAAGAGAAUACCACAGUACGAAUCGUGUUCUGUUCCAUCCAAACUACCGUAAUUACAUUUUUUUUUUUUAAAUAAAAAAAGUUCAGUGAGAUUUUUUUUUUUUUAAAUGGCUAAAAGCAUGUGUUGUCAGCAGCCAAUCAGAACUUAUUAUUUAAGCAGAUGCACUAUUUAAAGGGACAUGCUAAACACUAUACCCACUUCAGCUCAAGGUAGUGAUCAUGUUGUAAUAAUCUUUGGGCCCUACCUCCCCUGGUUCUUUGCCAAACCAUUUAGAAAAGAUUUGAAAAAAAUAUUACAAGUUGCUGUCCACCAGGAUAACACCUACUUGGCCACAUUGUUACUGCAAAAUUUGCACAGUCACAUUUUCAAUGUCAAUUUCGCCCGACCUGCAAUGUUUGGAUGAAGUUAAUGUCAUCAAUGUUGAGUUUAUGCUCUAGUUAUUAUUAUUUAAUUAUUUAUAUAGCGCCAGCAAAUUCUGUAGCGCUGUAGAAUUGGUGGACUAUCAGACACGUAAUUGUAACCAGCCAAAUAAACACACAGGAACAGAGAGAUGUUAAAAGAAAUAUAACUUGUAUUUGUGUGAGGGCAAAUAAGGCCGUAAAGGAAAUAAAAAGGGGGAGGGGAAUAAGUCGGUUGUGGUGUGCCGGAACCGACGUCGUGGUAGGCCUGGAAUAAAAGAGGGCCCACCCAUGAGGUGUAAUGAAAAGUAUAAAUAAAGGGAGUGGAGGGUGGGGACAAGCAAAACGUCAAAACAGAAACGGGACUGAGGAAGGUGAGGAAGGGGUUUAAAUAGGUUAACAUGCCCCUCCCACAACUGCAGGCCAAGCCUUCACAUUUAUGGAUAUUACUGGGAUCUUCUAUCUUGCGUUUUCUGCAGAUCCCAUAUCAGGGGUUGAUUAAAAUGUAAAUUGUUAUCAGAAACAACAAAAAGACAAACCCUUAUAAGGCGGGUACAAAACCUAUCUUAGAGUCACAUACAAUCUUAGCACAAAUAUAGCUGAGACCUACAUAAUCGUUGCCACCCUUUUUGCGACUUCCAAAGCCUUAUGUAAGACUAUUAUCUUAAUGCUAAUGUUACCUGGAUUCAACGCUCAAAAGAUAUCGCAAUGUUUUGUGUGCGACAACUGUCUCAUAUGUGAAUGUGAAAUAUAUUAUUGUGUUUGCUAACCUCGCUAAAAAUGGCAAAAUAAAGAAUUUUUGUAAAAAAAAUUAAAUUGUUGGGAAUUCAUAGCAAAUUCAAAGGAAGUUUAAAAUUUUACACCAAAACAUGCAAUCUUUAAAGCUGACUUUUUUUUUUUCACUUUGGCUAUUUUAUUAUUACCGGGGAGGGUCGACUCAAAUCAAUACCUACUUGUUUAAUUUUUGUCAGUGACAAAAGCACAUUGAAUUCUCACAAAUCAGCAGCCCAUGUAUAAUUUAUUUCAUGCAGGAGUGAGCAGUAGAGAGAUUGCUAUGAAAAUUGAAACACCCAACUCACCAUUGUCAAUCUGCUAUAACACUGUCUAUCUUUUUAAAGAUUCCAGCCUGAUACCUUAUUUUGCCUAAUACGCUGGACAAUGUAACAAAUGCUGAGAUUUUGUGUGAGCUGGGUCUCUGUGCCUGGGAAGCAGUUGAAUUAAUGACUUCUUUUCAGAAACCACUUAUCCAUGUAAAUAGCUGUGAGAUUGUAAAGGCAAAUAGAAAAUAGUUUGACAGCAGGGAAAGCAUUGAUUACCCAGAUUAGCAUUAGUUUCAAGAAUAAAGUACUACCCUUUAUUAUAGAGAAGUUCAUUUCUUUACGGAACAGGACUGGUUCAUGCUGGUUCUAUAGAUUAUCCCAGAACAAUGAGUUACUGAUCACUCAUUUAGUUGCUUGUUGUACAAACUGCAAUUUCUGUCUUUCCUGAACUGAUAUUGCAAGAGAAGCAUUUUCAUAUGGCUUAUUUCUCCCCUGGCUACCCAUCCCCAAAACGCAUUCAAAAAGCAGUUUAGGAGAUGAGUCUACAUUAAGCUCACACAUAGUAAUACUAAACAGAUUUUGCACACUGAACAAGUACAGAAAAUGCUCAGUUUAUUGCCAAGAUAGGUGAUUUAAAACACAUAGCCACUCCUUGCCACUGUUGGUACCACUUUAGAUCUCAUUGAUAUUAUUGCUGUUAGUAAAAUCGGAAAGUCUCCAUAUAGCAAUAUACACUUCCAUUUUGGGGAUACAGUUUCAAUUUCUGCAUUUUUUUGGAUUUUAUAACUUGAUUGGACUCUAAUCAAUUCAAUUCCCUUUAGAUUUUUUUUUAAUAUUAAAGAGACACAAUAGUCACUAAAACUACUACAGCUUAAUGUAUUUGUUCUGGUGCCCUCCAGACAUUUUAAUGUAAACACUGCCUUUUCAGAGUAACACCUCUAGUGGCAGUCACUCAGACAUCUGCUAGAGGUGCUUCCUGGGUCAAUGCUGCACAAUGUACCGCACUGAUUUUCAGUGUCUCCACGCAUUGGCACAGCGUGUUGAUUGGCGCAAUAGCCUCCCAAUGCUUUCCUAUGGGAAAGAACUGGAUUGGCUGACAUCAUCAAUUUGAUGGACCAACGAGGCGCUGGAAGAAAGGUGAGUAAAAACACCUUUCUCUUAGCUGACAAUGGAAAUGUAAAAUGUGUUUUCAUAACUAUAGUGACAGGAAUACUUGUUUGUAUUCCUGUCACUAUAGUGUUCCUUUAAUAAAGAUACUAUUGCAUUUUUGAACUGUGCAUUUUCUAUAGUUUUGUUUUUAGAGCAUUAUCUGUUUUGAUAUUGUGUGUAUAUAUUGUAUUUUAUUUAGGACAAAUAUAUUCUAGAUACUUACACCCAUCUCCAUGGAUUUUAACCUCAUCAGGUGCCUGCAUGCCUCCCAUCUGUCCCACAUUCAGAUGGACAGUCCCGAUCUUCGGGUCCUGUUCCACCUUAGUUUCCUGGUGUCUUGCAUUUGGGGACUCCAUUCAUAGCACAAGUGUAUUAAAAGUCACGCUUGCGCUAUAAUUUUGGCACUAGGACCCUGCAGUGACGGCUGAAACUGUGCAUUCACGCCAGGCUGACCUGUCAUUAACCCAGACCUUUGUGAUGGGCCCACCACUUUGUGGGUGGGGCUAGUGACCAACCAAGUGUCCCUAUUUAGGAGGGACAGUCCCUAUUUUGGGCCCAAAUACCUCCGUCACUAUGUUCUAUUCUAAUAACCCUCUUUUCUAGAAGCUCUGUAUUUUUGGAGUGUAUAACAGAGUUCCACAACAAUAAUACUUAGAAACAUAGAAUGUGACAGCAGAUAAGAACCAUUCGGCCCAUCUAGUCUCCACAAUUUUUUAAGUACUUUCAUUAGUCCCUGGGCUUAUCUUAUAGUUAGGAUAGCCUUAUGUCUAUCCCACGCAUGCUUAAACUCCUUUACUGUGUUAACCUCUACCACUUCAGCUGAUUUUAUUUUUAAACCUUUGCCCCUCUAAUUGAAGAUUAUGUCCUCUUGUUGUGGUAGUUUUUCUUCUUUUAAAUAUAGUCUCCUCCUUUACUGUGUUGAUUCUAAAUUUGAAAGCUAAGUACUCUUUCUAAACUGAACUACAAAUCCCAUGAUCCUCUAGCAUCCACAUAAUUUUAUUGGGACUUGGGGAUUUCUAAUAAUCCCUUUUCAUACAGUUUUUAACGAUUGCUUAUGCAGAAACUACUUUAAAUUAAUGUCUGAGUAUGGGAGAAGGCUGGAACAGGGUAUGGAAGAUGGAACACUAAUCAGGAUGAAGGGAUUUAGAGUAAGGUAGGUGUAGAAUCAUUACCUUGGCCUAGAAAUUAAUAUUACUCCUCUAUAUUCAAGUCCAGAGAGUCCCCAUUUGUGUAGACUCCAAGUUGCCAGACCGCUGUUAUAAUCUCAGUAUUUUUUAUUUUUUUUGUUUGGGCAUUCUAAAAUCUUGACUGUUUGUCUUGCCUUGUUGUCAGAGAACUGUAAGAGAUGAAUAGUAACAUAAUUCAUUCGUAAAAUUGUGUCUGCUCAUAAUGGUGGUGCAAAAAGGAAGAUGUCAUUGUCACAUUGUCAUCAGCAGAAAAACAGUGUAAUUCUGGACUAUAAUAUUUUGAACUUAAAUGAAUACUUUUGCUCUCUCCCCCACCCUCCCCCCAGAAAAGAGAGAAAAUUCUCUGUUUAUAUGAAAUACCCCAAAUGAAGUUAUACUAAGCCAAAAACCCAGGAAAUAAAAGAACUAGUUGUCUGAUUGACAAUCAGGAAGGGUGUAACAAGAUUAAUUUAUCAAUGGGCCAAUUUCUAUUGAAAUCUGCACUUUUCUUUUAAUGCAAAAAUGACACACUCUUCUCACAUAAAGCACUUCAGCAAACCUUAGGGGUCUGGAGUGUCCCUUUAAGGCAUCCAAGUUACUCUCAUGAACUUGCUGAACAGCAGGUGAAAUGUACUUCACAAAUAAAUGCAGUGCCAAGCUGGCCCGUUGAUGCCACCGUUUAAAUGUUCUUUGUAGUGUUGCAUUUGAUAACCAUGUCUAACUUUUUCCUUUAGCUCCAGGACCGCACCCAGUUCAGCGACCGUGACCUGGCGAUAUUGAAAAAGUACUGGGACAACGGAAUGACUAGCCUUGGUUCAGUUUGCCGAGAAAAAAUUGAGGCAGUAGCUCUAGAAUUAAUAGUUGACUGUGAAAUAGUACGGGUAAGAUGAUGCAUUGAGCAAUCCUUUCAUGUGCAGAAACCCAAACAUCAUUGGGAUAAUUUAUUAGCAGAGAUGCAUUCUUUUUAAAAAAUUUUUACAGAUCAUUGCACGUAGUAGAUGUGGUUAAUGAAGCCCGAAAUCAAACGUGCAUUGCCGAUCUGUAGAAAAUGCACUUGUGUACUCGAUUGAAUGCUUUCAAAACACAUUCCAUUUUUAGUGACUUUACCCAUGUGUAGGGUGGCCAGUGUUCCAAGUACUGCUGUGAAAUGACUCGGGCCGCUUUUAUAAUUUAGGUACAAAUGCUGAUUCCUAGAAAGUAGCAUUUAGAGAUUAGUAGAUUUGAAAUUAAAUCGACUACAAUUUCUAGAGAUUAAUAUAUCUGGAGUUCGUGGUCAUGCGCGGCAGAAACUGGCUUAACAGGUUUAUUCUUCAACAUUAUAGAGCUCUGGCAGUCACAGUCGUGGAAGGAAUUAAUUCACUGGCAUCAUUCUAGUCCACUGUUGACAUGAUUGAUGGGCUUGACAUGUCCACCUUGGCCAGCUGUCCACCAAUUUCCUGUCUUACCUAGUGACAAAUCAAUUCUGACCGCUAGAUUUAGCAGUUCUACUAAUUAAUUUAAGCUAAUCCAUUUAUGUUUAGUGUUUAAUAUAUUAAACCUUAAUAUCCUUUUGGUCGUGUGCCUAUUCUAGUAUUAUAAUGUAAUUAUCUGUUGAAUAUGAUAAUCUGUUAAACAUGGCAAAAAUAUUUUAACCCACAUAUAUGAACUCAACUAACAGCAAAUAAAAGUGAAUGUAUGAAAAGGGAUAUGUGAGAAGUAUGUAAAAUAUACAAUAAAGGGCGAGCAGUAGAGUAAGAUGAGGUUAUUUUAAAUUAAAGAGUGGAUUCCAGAGGUGAAUGCAUCAAGUUGUUGAGGUCUUCUAUUGAAAUCUAUUAAUGGUAUAAUGAAAUCCGAGAAUGCUUGAGAAAUGCAAUAAGUGGGUACGAGGAUGUGGUGCUAUGAGAGUAUGUUUACUGUGUUAGAGGUGUAUUCCAGUGAAGGUAUCGGGUAUCGUCCAUUAGAUGUGUUGCAGUAAGGAUAUCCUCUGUUAGAGAUGUAUUGCAGUGAGUAUAUCCUCAGAUAGAGAUGUAUUCCAGUGAGGAUAUCAGGGUAUCGUCCAUUAGAUGUGUUGCAGUGAGGAUAUCCUCUGUAAGAAAUGUAUUGCAGUGAGGGUAUUCUCUGUAAGAGAUAUAUUGCAGUGAGGAUAUCCUCUGUUAGAGAUAUAUUGCAGUGAGGAUAUUCUCUGUUAGAGAUAUAUUGCAGUGAGGAUAUCCUCUGUUAGUGAUAUAUUGAAGUAAUGGUAUCCUCUGUUAGAGAUAUAUCGCAGUGAGGGCAUCCUCUGUUAGAGAUAAAUUGCAGUGAUGAUAUCCUCUGUUAGAGGAUAUAUUGCAGUGAGGAUAUCCUCUGUUAGAGAUAUAUUGCAGUGAUGAUAUCCUCUGUUAGAGGAUAUAUUGCAGUGAGGAUAUCCUCUGUUAGAGAUAUAUUGCAGUGAGGAUAUCCUCUAUUAGUGAUAUAUUUCAGUGAGGAUAUCCUCUGUUAGAGAUAUAUUGCAUUGAUUGUAUCCUCUGUUAGUGAUAUAUUGCAGUGAGAAUAUCCUCUGUUAGUGAUAUAUUGCAGUAAUGGUAUCCUCUGUUAGAGAUUUAUUGCAGUGGGGAUAUCCUCUGUUAGAGAUAUAUUGCAGUGAUGGUAUCCUCUGUUAGAGAUAUAUUGCAGUGAUGGUAUCCUCUGUUAGUGAUAUAUUGCAGUGAGGAUAUCCUCUGUUAGUGAUAUAUUGCAGUAAGGAUAUCCUCUGUUAGAGAAAUAUUGCAGUGAGGAUAUCCUCUGUUAGUGAUAUAUUGCAGUAAUGGUAUCCUCUGUUAGAGAUAUAUUGCAGUGAGGAUAUCCUCUGUUGGAGAUAUAUUGCAGUGAUUGUAUCCUCUUUUAGUGAUAUAUUGCAGUGGGGAUAUCCUCUGUUAGAGAUAUAUUGCAGUGAUGGUAUCCUCUGUUAGUGAUAUAUUGCAGUGAGAAUAUCCUCUGUUAGUGAUAUAUUGCAGUAAUGGUAUCCUCUGUUAGAGAUUUAUUGCAGUGGGGAUAUCCUCUGUUAGAGAUAUAUUGCAGUGAUGGUAUCCUCUGUUAGAGAUAUAUUGCAGUGAUGGUAUCCUCUGUUAGUGAUAUAUUGCAGUGAGGAUAUCCUCUGUUAGUGAUAUAUUGCAGUAAGGAUAUCCUCUGUUAGAGAAAUAUUGCAGUGAGGAUAUCCUCUGUUAGUGAUAUAUUGCAGUAAUGGUAUCCUCUGUUAGAGAUAUAUUGCAGUGAGGAUAUCCUCUGUUGGAGAUAUAUUGCAGUGAUUGUAUCCUCUGUUAGUGAUAUAUUGCAGUGAGGAUAUCCUCUGUUAGUGAUAUAUUGCAGUAAUGGUAUCCUCUGUUAGAGAUUUAUUGCAGUGGGGAUAUCCUCUGUUAGAGAUAUAUUGCAGUGAUGGUAUCCUCUGUUAGAGAUAUAUUGCAGUGAUGGUAUCCUCUGUUAGUGAUAUAUUGCAGUGAGGAUAUCCUCUGUUUGAGAUAUAUUGCAGUGAGGAUAUCCUCUGUUAGUGAUAUAUUGCAGUAAUGGUAUCCUCUGUUAGAGAUAUAUUGCAGUGAGGAUAUCCUCUGUUGGAGAUAUAUUGCAGUGAGGAUAUCCUCUGUUAGAGAUAUAUUGCAGUGAGGAUAUCCUCUGUUAGAGAUAUAUUGCAGUGAUGGUAUCCUCUGUUAGAGAUAUAUUGCAGUGAGGAUAUCCUCUGUUAGUGAUAUAUUGCAGUAAGGAUAUCCUCUGUUAGAGAUAUAUUGCAGUGAGGAUAUCCUCUGUUAGAGAUAUAUUGCAGUGAGGAUAUCCUAUGUUAGUGAUAUAUUGCAGUGAGGAUAUCCUCUGUUAGAGAUAUAUUGCAGUGAGGAUAUCCUAUGUUAGUGAUACAUUACAGUGAGGAUAUCCUCUGUUAGUGAUAUAUUGCAGUAAUGGUAUCCUCUGUUAGAGAUAUAUUGCAGUGAGGAUAUCCUCUGUUGGAGAUAUAUUGCAGUGAGUGUAUCCUCUGUUAGUGAUAUAUUGCAGUGAUUAUCCUCUGUUAGUGAUAUAUUGCAGUAAUGGUAUCCUCUGUUAGAGAUUUAUUGCAGUGGGGAUAUCCUCUGUUAGAGAUAUAUUGCAGUGAUGGUAUCCUCUGUUAGUGAUAUAUUGCAGUGAGGAUAUCCUCUGUUAGAGAUAUAUUGCAGUGAGGAUAUCCUCUGUUAGUGAUAUAUUGCAGUAAUGGUAUCCUCUGUUAGAGAUAUAUUGCAGUGAGGAUAUCCUCUGUUGGAGAUAUAUUGCAGUGAGGAUAUCCUCUGUUAGAGAUAUAUUGCAGUGAUGGUAUCCUCUGUUAGAGAUAUAUUGCAGUGAUGGUAUCCUCUGUUAGUGAUAUAUUGCAGUGAGGAUAUCCUCUGUUAGUGAUAUAUUGCAGUAAGGAUAUCCUCUGUUAGAGAUAUAUUGCAGUGAGGAUAUCCUCUGUUAGAGAUAUAUUGCAGUAAGGAUAUCCUCUGUUAGUGAUAUAUUGCAGUGGGGAUAUCCUCUGUUAGAGAUAUAUUGCAGUGAUGGUAUCCUCUGUUAGUGAUAUAUUGCAGUGAUGGUAUCCUCUGUUAGUGAUAUAUUGCAGUGAGGAUAUCCUCUGUUAGUGAUAUAUUGCAGUGAGGAUAUCCUCUGUUAGAGAUAUAUUGCAGUGAGGAUAUCCUCUGUUAGAGGAUAUAUUGCAGUGAGGAUAUCCUCUGUUAGAGAUAUAUUGCAGUGAGGAUAUCCUCUAUUAGUGAUAUAUUGCAGUGAGAAUAUCCUCUGUUAGUGAUAUAUUGCAGUAAUGGUAUCCUCUGUUAGAGAUUUAUUGCAGUGAGGAUAUCCUCUGUUAGUGAUAUAUUGCAGUAAUGGUAUCCUCUGUUAGAGAUUUAUUGCAGUGAGGAUAUCCUCUGUUAGAGAUAUAUUGCAGUAAGGAUAUCCUCUGUUAGAGAUAUAUUGCAGUGAGGAUAUCCUCUGUUAGAGAUAUAUUGCAGUGAGGAUAUCCUAUGUUAGUGAUACAUUGCAGUGAGGAUAUCCUCUGUUAGUGAUAUAUUGCAGUAAUGGUAUCCUCUGUUAGAGAUAUAUUGCAGUGAGGAUAUCCUCUGUUGGAGAUAUAUUGCAGUGAGUGUAUCCUCUGUUAGUGAUAUAUUGCAGUGAGGAUAUCCUCUGUUAGUGAUAUAUUGCAGUAAUGGUAUCCUCUGUUAGAGAUUUAUUGCAGUGGGGAUAUCCUCUGUUAGAGAUAUAUUGCAGUGAUGGUAUCCUCUGUUAGUGAUAUAUUGCAGUGAGGAUAUCCUCUGUUAGAGAUAUAUUGCAGUGAGGAUAUCCUCUGUUAGUGAUAUAUUGCAGUAAUGGUAUCCUCUGUUAGAGAUAUAUUGCAGUGAGGAUAUCCUCUGUUGGAGAUAAAUUGCAGUGAGGAUAUCCUCUGUUAGAGAUAUAUUGCAGUGAUGGUAUCCUCUGUUAGAGAUAUAUUGCAGUGAGGAUAUCCUCUGUUAGUGAUAUAUUGCAGUAAUGGUAUCCUCUGUUAGAGAUAUAUUGCAGUGAGGAUAUCCUCUGUUAGAGAUAUAUUGCAGUGAUGGUAUCCUCUGUUAGAGAUAUAUUGCAGUGAUGGUAUCCUCUGUUAGUGAUAUAUUGCAGUGAGGAUAUCCUCUGUUAGUGAUAUAUUGCAGUAAGGAUAUCCUCUGUUAGAGAUAUAUUGCAGUGAGGAUAUCCUCUGUUAGAGAUAUAUUGCAGUAAGGAUAUCCUCUGUUAGUGAUAUAUUGCAGUGAGGAUAUCCUCUGUUAGUGAUAUAUUGCAGUGGGGAUAUCCUCUGUUAGAGAUAUAUUGCAGUGAUGGUAUCCUCUGUUAGAGAUAUAUUGCAGUGAGGAUAUCCUCUGUUAGAGAUAUAUUGCAGUGAUGGUAUCCUCUGUUAGUGAUAUAUUGCAGUGAGGGUAUCCUCUGUUAGUGAUAUAUUGCAGUGAGGAUAUCCUCUGUUAGAGAUAUAUUGCAGUGAGGAUAUCCUAUGUUAGUGAUACAUUGCAGUGAGGAUAUCCUCUGUUAGAGAUAUAUUGCAGUGAUGGUAUCCUCUGUUAGAGAUAUAUUGCAGUGAGGCUAUCCUCUGUUAGUGAUAUAUUGCAGUGAUGGUAUCCUCUGUUAGUGAUAUAUUGCAGUGAUGGUAUCCUCUGUUAGUGAUAUAUUGCAGUGAGGAUAUCCUCUGUUAGUGAUAUAUUGCAGUGAGGAUAUCCUCUGUUAGAGAUAUAUUGCAGUGAGGAUAUCCUCUGUUAGAGAUAUAUUGCAGUGAUGGUAUCCUCUGUUAGAGAUAUAUUGUAGUGAGGAUAUCCUCUGUUAGUGAUAUAUUGUAGUGAGGAUAUCCUCUGUUAGAGAUAUAUUGCAGUGAGGAUAUCCUCUGUUAGAGAUAUAUUGCAGUGAUGGUAUCCUCUGUUAGAGAUAUAUUGCAGUGAUGGUAUCCUCUGUUAGUGAUAUAUUGCAGUGAGGAUAUCCUCUGUUAGUGAUAUAUUGCAGUAAGGAUAUCCUCUGUUAGAGAUAUAUUGCAGUGAGGAUAUCCUCUGUUAGAGAUAUAUUGCAGUAAGGAUAUCCUCUGUUAGUGAUAUAUUGCAGUGAGGAUAUCCUCUGUUAGUGAUAUAUUGCAGUGGGGAUAUCCUCUGUUAGAGAUAUAUUGCAGUGAUGGUAUCCUCUGUUAGAGAUAUAUUGCAGUGAGGAUAUCCUCUGUUAGAGAUAUAUUGCAGUGAUGGUAUCCUCUGUUAGUGAUAUAUUGCAGUGAGGGUAUCCUCUGUUAGUGAUAUAUUGCAGUGAGGAUAUCCUCUGUUAGAGAUAUAUUGCAGUGAGGAUAUCCUAUGUUAGUGAUACAUUGCAGUGAGGAUAUCCUCUGUUAGAGAUAUAUUGCAGUGAUGGUAUCCUCUGUUAGAGAUAUAUUGCAGUGAGGCUAUCCUCUGUUAGUGAUAUAUUGCAGUGAUGGUAUCCUCUGUUAGUGAUAUAUUGCAGUGAUGGUAUCCUCUGUUAGUGAUAUAUUGCAGUGAGGAUAUCCUCUGUUAGUGAUAUAUUGCAGUGAGGAUAUCCUCUGUUAGAGAUAUAUUGCAGUGAGGAUAUCCUCUGUUAGAGAUAUAUUGCAGUGAUGGUAUCCUCUGUUAGAGAUAUAUUGUAGUGAGGAUAUCCUCUGUUAGUGAUAUAUUGUAGUGAGGAUAUCCUCUGUUAGAGAUAUAUUGUAGUGAGGAUAUCCUCUGUUAGAGAUAUAUUGUAGUGAUGGUAUCCUCUGUUAGAGAUAUAUUGCAGUGAUGGUAUCCUCUGUUAGUGAUAUAUUGCAGUGAGGAUAUCCUCUGUUAGUGAUAUAUUGUAGUGAGGAUAUCCUCUGUUAGAGAUAUAUUGCAGUGAGGAUAUCCUCUGUUAGAGAUAUAUUGCAGUGAUGGUAUCCUCUGUUAGAGAUAUAUUGUAGUGAGGAUAUCCUCUGUUAGUGAUAUACAGGGAGUGCAGAAUUAUUAGGCAAAUGAGUAUUUUGACCACAUCAUCCUCUUUAUGCAUGUUGUCUUACUCCAAGCUGUAUAGGCUCGAAAGCCUACUACCAAUUAAGCAUAUUAGGUGAUGUGCAUCUCUGUAAUGAGAAGUGGUGUGGUCUAAUGACAUCAACACCCUAUAUCAGGUGUGCAUAAUUAUUAGGCAACUUCCUUUCCUCUGGCAAAAUGGGUCAAAAGAAGGACUUGACAGGCUCAGAAAAGUCAAAAAUAGUGAGAUAUCUUGCAGAGGGAUGCAGCACUCUUAAAAUUGCAAAGCUUCUGAAGCGUGAUCAUCGAACAAUCAAGCGUUUCAUUCAAAAUAGUCAACAGGGUCGCAAGAAGCGUGUGGAAAAACCAAGGCGCAAAAUAACUGCCCAUGAACUGAGAAAAGUCAAGCGUGCAGCUGCCACGAUGCCACUUGCCACCAGUUUGGCCAUAUUUCAGAGCUGCAACAUCACUGGAGUGCCCAAAAGCACAAGGUGUGCAAUACUCAGAGACAUGGCCAAGGUAAGAAAGGCUGAAAGACGACCACCACUGAACAAGACACACAAGCUGAAACGUCAAGACUGGGCCAAGAAAUAUCUCAAGACUGAUUUUUCUAAGGUUUUAUGGACUGAUGAAAUGAGAGUGAGUCUUGAUGGGCCAGAUGGAUGGGCCCGUGGCUGGAUUGGUAAAGGGCAGAGAGCUCCAGUCCGACUCAGACGCCAGCAAGGUGGAGGUGGAGUACUGGUUUGGGCUGGUAUCAUCAAAGAUGAGCUUGUGGGGCCUUUUUGGGUUGAGGAUGGAGUCAAGCUCAACUCCCAGUCCUACUGCCAGUUCCUGGAAGACACCUUCUUCAAGCAGUGGUACAGGAAGAAGUCUGCAUCCUUCAAGAAAAACAUGAUUUUCAUGCAGGACAAUGCUCCAUCACACGCGUCCAAGUACUCCACAGCGUGGCUGGCAAGAAAGGGUAUAAAAGAAGAAAAUCUAAUGACAUGGCCUCCUUGUUCACCUGAUCUGAACCCCAUUGAGAACCUGUGGUCCAUCAUCAAAUGUGAGAUUUACAAGGAGGGAAAACAGUACACCUCUCUGAACAGUGUCUGGGAGGCUGUGGUUGCUGCUGCACGCAAUGUUGAUGGUGAACAGAUCAAAACACUGACAGAAUCCAUGGAUGGCAGGCUUUUGAGUGUCCUUGCAAAGAAAGGUGGCUAUAUUGGUCACUGAUUUGUUUUUGUUUUGUUUUUGAAUGUCAGAAAUGUAUAUUUGUGAAUGUUGAGAUGUUAUAUUGGUUUCACUGGUAAUAAUAAAUAAUUGAAAUGGGUAUAUAUUUGUUUUUUGUUAAGUUGCCUAAUAAUUAUGCACAGUAAUAGUCACCUGCACACACAGAUAUCCCCCUAACAUAGCUAUAACUAAAAACAAACUAAAAACUACUUCCAAAAAUAUUCAGCUUUGAUAUUAAUGAGUUUUUUGGGUUCAUUGAGAACAUGGUUGUUGUUCAAUAAUAAAAUUAAUCCUCAAAAAUACAACUUGCCUAAUAAUUCUGCACUCCCUGUAUUGUAGUGAGGAUAUCCUCUGUUAGAGAUAUAUUGUAGUGAUGGUAUCCUUUGUGUUGCAUAGUAUGUAUUACAUUUGAGCACGGUAAAAAUGUUCAUUUUCUGUGAACUGAUUUGGUUCAGAUUUUUUUAAUUUUUUUUUUAUUCUGACAAGUUUUGGUUUUGAAUAAUUGUGAUUCAGCCCAAAAUUUGGUUGAGUUCCAAAAAUUUGGUUUUGCCCAGAUAUAGCUGGGUAAGCCUUACAAUGAACAUAAAAUAAAGCUGUUCCUGUAAACAUUUCUGAAGCUGUAAAUUAGUGAUUCAAAGUUGGUGUUAAGUGGCAGUAGAUACUUGCAGCAGCCACCGCAAAACUAAUUCUGUCGCAAUAUUCGAUUUAUUCGUAUUUUAUAUACAAUUCUGUUUGGUAUUCAGAAAUUCGGCCAAACGCCCAAUCAGCCCAAAUUCGGCCCAUACCAAAUCUCCAAGGCUAGUAUGGAUCCUCUUUCACUGUGAGAUGAUACAGUGUUUGUGUGCUUAGUUAAAUAGAUUUGUUGAAGUGAGCGUAACCUCAGAAGCAAAGAUGGGGUGAAGUGCACGUGGCCCUAGAAAAAUGUAUGGGGUGCAAUUAGAGUUACGUAAGUAGGAUAGAUGGGGUACAAUCCAGGUAGUCUCUUUUUUUAGAAAUUAAUUGCAAUUAGUGUAGCCUCAUCCACACAUAUAAGGUGCAAUCAUUGUAUUCUCAAUCCCAGAUAUGUGGCGCAGUGGGCGUUGUCAAACAUGCAGAAAUAGCUUUAAACAAAAUCCUUCCCACGAUGCAAACAACUCGGUAAGGCUGUGUAUAAAUGCUGGCAGACUAUAAAAGAGAUUUGCAAGGCUCUGGGUUUUUUUGUGUGGCAGGACAUGAAUUCCAGCACUGAAGAAGCCCUUUAAAAUUGCAUGAGAUGAGACUAGCACACAGCUCGACGAGUUGCCAAAAAUAGAUUUUAGCUCCUGUAUAAUGAAUAGCUCUGUUACAUACUACUUACUCAUUCUGUCGCUGCAGCUAAAUAUAGUCCCAAACCCUCAGGUGAGGGGCCUUUUAUUGAUCAGCCCGAGAGCUGCAUUUAUUUGAUCAAGGAAAUGAUACAAGGAGUUAUAUUUCGGGAACACGACAAACUAUCGCUGUAUAAGCACUUUCCUUAUUUAUUUUUUCUGCAGGAUCCUUAGGAGGAUAUGAAGGCCUUUCUUAAAGGGAAAGAAAAAAAUUCAUUAAUCAUGUGUAUUUUUUUGUGUGUUUUUCUUUGGGAAGCAGUAUAAAAACAUAUUUGGGUAGAGAAAACUCAAAAAUAAUACUACUAAUAAUACAUGCAUUAUUGCAUCAUCAUUCCUCUUCCUUAUGGGAGGCACACAUUCUUUAAAAUAUGGAAAUACUAAUUCUUCUUCUUACUUUUGACCUUUUUUGGAACAUGCUUCCAGUCCAGGGAUCUUCUACUCCAAGCUGAUACUAAUAUAUUUUGAUGCACUUGUCAUAAUAUGACAAUUAUAUACUGAAUUUCUUUAAAAGGUAUAGAUUCACCAAUUGAACACGGACAGAAGAAAACAUGGGAACACUGCAAGGCAUUCCUCUUUUUCUGUGUAUCAAGUACAAAAAGCACUUAAAAGGACACUCCACUGCCCGUAUAAAAAACCCACUAUUUAUUAGAUAUAACUCCAAUGAACGUAUGUGUAAAUUUAAUCAUGCAUUUUUCUUCAUUAGGGGUUUAUCCAAAAACAGCUUACAAAAGCUGACAAUCUCUUGUUUAAAGCCUCUGCAAGCCCUCCCCUUCUAACCCCGCCCAGACUUUCUGUGGCUGUCAAAUCACAGACUUUGCAAUGCAGCUCAAUGAGAAUCUUUGCAAGGCAGGUGUUCUGGGCAAUUACUGCCUCUUGAGUUUAACUUCACUGAGCUAAACAACUAGGAAGUAACAUGGUCGGUUGUUUGAUUGACAGUCAGGGGGUGUAACAAGGUUAAUUCAUUAGAGUGCUAAUUUCUAUUGAAAUCUGCAUUUUUUGCAAAAUGCAGUCUUCACAAUCUUAAUGCCAAAUGGCAAAGGUUAGCACUCCAUACGUUUAAACCAUACAAGAAAUCUUCCCCUUUAUUACAGUAGCUUCUCUCCCAUUAUUGCAUCGGCAAGGUUUAAAGGAACAGAAGGCUUUUUUGGGAGGAGUUGGAGGAAUAGAUAAAACAUUGCAAUGUGGAAAAAAUAAAUUAAAAAAAAUAGCCUUUUGUAUUAAAACGUACUGUCCUAAUUAGGGAUCACCAGAACGGCAGCAGCCUUCAUCUCCAUCAUCUUCCUUGUUACCAUUAUUGUUGCUGUAUGGCUCACAACCCAUUUACAAAACACAUGAUAUAUUUGUCUUCUGUCUCCUCCAGGAGUUAAUCUUGUAAUUAUGAAGUGAUAUCACACAUCCGAUGAUGUCACUGUCUGUCUGUCUGUCUGUGUGUUCCAUGAAAGUCUACAUCUGUCAGGAUCAAGAUACAAAUGUAUCUACAAGUUUGCAAAAGACAUAAAAAUUGAGCCCUGCGUUCAAACUUCCACUACUUCUGGAUGGUAGCAAUGGCCACAGUAUCCAUCAGCCAAAACACAUAGUAACAAAAAGUAAAACGUUUUUACAAAAGACUCUAAACCAAAUAGCCGCAAUACAUUGAGUAAAAAAAAAAAUAUAUAUAUAUCAAUAUAACUUUGAUUAAUUCCCAUUGUUUCCAACACACAGGAGAUAAUAGAUCUUACAAACACCAUGUAGUAUCUGAGCUGAGUUUCCUUUGAUGUGGAUUCCCGAGCCAUCUAGCUGGCUUCCAUGUGUAUGAAUAGGCAUGUUUUACCUGGAAUAAAAUAAGGAACAUCAGUACGGAGCUAAAAGCGUAAUAAAUUUUAAGAACAUAAUAAAAAAAUUUUUUAAAAGUACUGGCCAGUAUGUUUAAGCAACAGGAAACAGUGAUUCUCUCAACUGAAUUAUUUUUCUUCGCCGAUUAUCUUUAGUAUAAUGGUUUAUGAAAGAAAAGGCUCAUUCACAUUGCUAACACAUGCCUGUGAGUUACAUGUUGGUUUUAAGCUACACAUUUUAACAAUAAUGUGAUAUAAAAUGUAUCAACGAUCCAUCUGGCAGAAAUCACGGUUAGUGUUGCUAUAGUAACCGAAGCCUUGCAUCCCAUUGAUCAAAGUAACUGGAUAAAUUCAAGGACCCUUAGGAAAAUCCAUCAUAGAAGACCUUCAGUGAGUAUUUACAGACUAUGCAACACUGAAACCUGUGCAUCCUUACAUCAAACAGCAUCUCACAUGUUUUUCUAGUUUUUUUUUCAAUUACUCCUGGUCUCUUGUUGCCUAUUAACUAAAGCAUAAUCUCCAUGAGUGUGUUUUCCCUGGCAAUAACUAAAUUGGAAGUUAAGACCUUGAAAUGGUCCUCUGCCCCCUUCCUCCCGAGUGUUGUCUUUCUUUAUUGAAAUGAUUUGUCGUUCAUCACCCAUUCUCAUACUUAGAACUGAAGUACUGUUACAUUAGGUGGGCAAAGAAAUUAGAGGAUCUGAAAAGAAAAAAGGAUGGUCCACAUGUCAUUGAUGUGAAUCUGUUUUUCUUAAAACUAUUUAAAUCAUUUAAAUAAAGUUUUCUUUCCUCACAUACCCUAAAUAUUUUUUCAUUAUUUUCAACAGACGUGGAUAGGAAACCGAAGAAGGAAAUACCGAUUGAUGGGGAUUGAGGUCCCACCUCCAAGAGGUGGCCCUGCUUCUUUCUCCGAUCAGCAUGAUUCGGGAUCAGUAUUAACUCCAGGAGAUGAUCCAGUUGCAGAAGUCAUUGAAGAUAAUGAUCGGAAUGAUGACAUUUCCAUUUGCCUCUCGGAGGAAAGCUCCCAAGGUAUGGGAAGAUUGUCCAUCCUACGAAGGACUAAAUAUUUAAAGCAACUCUGUCAGAACCCAAAAAAAGAAAAAUCAGUAUUUCAUAAAGAUAACAUGUAGUGAUUACCCAAAUUCAGCCAUUCACCCCAAUAAUCAGUGCAUGUGAGCAUGGUUCACAUAAGCCACCCAACAGAGGAAUCUGUGGAUAAACGUGGAACCACAAUUUUGGUAAGAUGAUAUAGUAUAGAUCUAUAGUCAUCAUAGGGGCAUCAGCUGCUCAUUUUAUUAAAUUGUUACUGGGUUAAACAUUAAAGGGAGAAUUCCAAGUGAAUUUCAAAGUUAAGGUAAAAGUAGCCAAAAUGGGAAAAUCUUCCAAGUCAGCUAUUCUCUUAGUUUCUCUUCAUUGGACUUAAAUUUGAAAUUUAGUUUAAAUUCUCCCUUAGUGCAUAACCCUGUAAAUCACACAACAGUGAUGUGAUAGCAAUUUAAAUGUCCUUCUAUGAGAUCAGCCAAUGUUCAGCUGACAUUCUUUUGAACUCGGUACUGCGUUGCAUUCAAGCACAGCCAUCCAGUGUCCUUAGGCAGGGUCUAAUUUAAUUCACAACAAUUGUGCAAUGCUGGCUGAAACUAAUUUGCCUCUCAAGGUGUUAAAUUCUAGUUCUGGCUAAAGUGGAGGAGAAAGCUCUUGUCCCUAUCAAGUUCCAAUUUUGGCUCCUCCAGACACAUCCUUUUUUUUUAUCAGAUGAAUUAAAUAUAACUCUAUAAUGCACAUUAACACCAAUAACUUUCCGUGGAGGUUGUUAUCGCCCGAGUACAAAUUUUUAAAGACAUUCUGUGUCUCUAAUGUGUGCUUUGUUUACAGUGCAUUAUAAUUACUAAAUAAUUAGCGUGUAGCUGGCAAGUUGUGAAUAAACGAGGACAGCUUACGUCUUUUAAGGCUGUGAUGAUCUACUGUUGCCUUUUAAUAUUGCAGAAUGCAGAUGAAUGUACGAGGGGAAACAUAUUGAGUUUCGGAAUUUGUUGCUGCAGAUUUUCAAUGUUUUUUUAGGAUAGAAAUCACUUUACCAGAAACCAGAAGCCGAUAUCUAAAAAAAAAUGGGGCAAUAAGCAUGGAAUCCAAUCGAAUCAGCAUGAACAUUCCGUUGGUUUCCAUGGUGACUGAUCCACUUCUUGAGCUUUGCCCCACUUUUCUGUUUGCAAGACCUUUUUUUUAUGGAUUUAUUACAUUGUUUCAGUGAUGCACAUCAACCAUUUGUUUAAUUCAAGCACCAGCCUUGCUGGUUUUAAAUAAACUCUGCCUUAACACUUACUAGGUAUGGUUGUGGGAUUCACUGGGUUCACAUAGCUAGUUUAGCUGUGGAUCUGUAUGGCUCAGCUUUUAAUAUAGUGGAACGGAAAUAAAAGAACAAAAUAGCAUUACAUUAGUAGCGUCUUUGACCCUACAGUUCCUGUUUGUGGUUUUUCGUUUUUUUUUUUUUUAUAUAUAUAAAUGUAAAUGAGUAAAAUUGUAAUAAUCUGGCUAAUCCUGACCAGUCAUUUUUCUGUUUUUAUUCUGUUGUGUUAUAAUGUUGCAAAACAUUAUUAAUUGUUACCUGAAGAAACGGCUAUAAAUAUGGACAAAUUACCGGCUCUGGAAAAGGCCUUCUUUGCACUAUAUCUCCCAUAUUUCUUAUCAAGAAGAACAAUGCCUCUUUUGUCCCAAUUGCUUUGUUGUCUCUUUGCUCGGCCAACCGUUCUUUGGUGCUUGGGAUGUUGUUGACUACAGAUUUUAUGCUUAGAGGAACAAGACAAGUACCAUGACCACUACAGUGCGAUGUAGUGGUGAUUGUGCCAUGAGUGGCUUGAGAACGCCCGAAAGUAGUGUGUCAAACCAUUUUAUUAUGGUUUGACGCUGACUUUGGUCCUGUCAGGCACCCAUGUUAAAUUCAGUCUACUCAGAGCUGGAGAAGCUGGAUGUCUGUUACUCAUGACGGCUACUCAUUGAUCUCCUUCAUUUGGUUGAGAGCGCUUAGCUGACAUUCUCAACCAAUGAAUGAAUGCAUUCAGUUUCUACAGCUCUGAGAAGACCACAUGUAGUGCGGGUCCCAGGUUACUGUCCAACUGGACUAAAACAGAUUAUGCUGAGAUGGUGCUUGAAACAUUCCUUUAAUGUCAUUUGAUGACGUUGAAGCAUUUGCUUCAGUAGAGGCCACCCAUUCUUAGUCCUGCAAAACAUAUAUUUUCUGAUAUGUUAUGACUGAACGAAGGCCUCUCCCUGGAGCAUCUGUUUAAGUUAACGUUGAGAUAAUAUUGCUGUCUUGAAUAUUGUAGAUCUGGCAAACCUAAGACAAAGAGGUUGUCUGUCGUUGUUGAGGUAUAAGAGUUGUAACAGUAUGAAAAUAAUAAAUUAAUUGUUUUUAAAAAACUUUUUUCCAGUUCUUCAAUCUUCAACUUUGUACAUAUUGAUAAAUGAACUAUUAUAAUUUUUGCCACAAAAAAUAGCUCACUUCUCGCCAUUCUGGAAUAGACUGCUAUGAUAUGUUCCCUUGGCUGUAUUUGAAGGUAAUUUUGAAGUUGGCAUUCAUUUUUGCUUUUAACGGUUGCUUGUGCAGCUGACGUAAUCACCUUUUAAUAGCUUUUUGUCAUUUAGAUUAGGUUUCUGUUUACUACUGCUGAAACGUGCGCAGUGUGCAGUCAGCUGUGUAGUUCAUUGUAUGUCUGGGGUUUGACAAACCUUGCCGCAACAUUUCAAAUCAGAGAAACGGUAAUCUCCCAUGCAUCCAUCUCAGAGGAAAGUCUGUCUUUGAGCGUUAAACGUUAUCCUGUGCCAUUUUUAGUGGAGUGGAAAAUAUGUGGCAUUUAUGACAGAGCUGCGUAUUCUAUACAGUAAUAUGUGAUUUAUAUUUAUUGGUGCAUCAUCAUUAAUGAACAUUCUAAUGUUUGGAAUGCAAACCCCAGAAAUAACAAAAUCUAGAGUUUAAUUGACCUUUAGUCCCCCGGAAUGCCUGUCUCACCAUAGCUGCUCCUCCUGCCCUGGCUGUGAUAAUCAUUAUUGAUAAUCUCAACCAAUCCAAUACUUACCCACAGGGCUCAAAGUAUCUCUAAGGGGAGCGUAAGGCAGUGUUUGCAUUGUUUAGACCACAAGGACUGUCUCCUUGCACCACAACAACUACAUUAAACAGUAGUGGUUCUGGUGCUUACUGUACCUUUUAAAUAUCUGUCAUCCAUCCUUUUUGUACAUCAUAAAAUACAGAGGAAAUUCAACUGUUUAAAAAAACCUCAAAAAUCCAAUGGCUACCAAAACUCUAAAGAUCCACUAUUAUUUAAAAACACACAUACAUUUAUUCAGUAAACCUGGAGUUUUUAAGAAUUUACAAAAACAGGGAAAAUAGCAGAGCUUGGCAUUUAUUUUCUUUUUAUGUUAUACAAAUAGAUGAUCCAUCCAGGAUGCCCCCCGAUGUUGCUACCCUUACCGAUUGGAUAAAAUAUGACAAGCUCACUUUGUCUCAUAGACAUCAUCGACUGUUAACUACUUCAAGAGCAAUAUCAUCUAAAUUGUAUGCCAUUCUCACAAUAUUAAAGAACUGCAGGCCCUGAAAGUUCUUUUGGGGCAACCAUGUGAGCUGCAUCAUGUGUACAUGUCUGUAUGGUGUUCUACCUAUUGUAACAUACUCAUCAUCACUGUGCGACAUCGAUAGUGAUUGCCUUGCCAACAACUGCGGUAGUGCCGUUCAUCGGCCAUGCGUCAAUAUGUCUGACCCCUGCAGCAUGUUGAUGGACGCCGGCCAUAACACCAAUUUGUAUCCCCACGUCCGCCCAUGGCAAUAUCGACGCCAAUGUGCAUGUGACUUCACGCAAAGGACGCACAUGCAUGUUCUGGGGUCAAAGGCCGGUUACGGCCAAUCGGAUCCAAAAGAGGGGUAUUUAACCUUUUCUAUUUCUUCAGCUCAUUGCCCUGUCGUGGUUUCCCUUAGUGGUUGUCCGAGAGUGCGUUCCUGAUAGUUUGUUUUUGGUUAUUCACUUUGGCUUCGUUUUGACAUCCCUGUAUUCUGGUAUAAUUUGGCUUUCCCUCAUCGUUGUGUCUCAUUCUGUGUCCCUGACCUUGGCAAGUAUUAUUCUUUGGUACGUUAAGUUCGGCCAUUCUAAGGCCUGGUAAGACUUUACCUUUUACUCCUAGGUGUGAUCUAAUUCUACGUGCUGGAUCACCUAGUAAUCCUGACACCUAUUUCCAUAUCUAAAGUUUAAUUGUUGUGACUGUGUUAGGGACUGAGCCAAGUAGGGGAAUGAGUUUCAGAUAAAUGAAGCGUCUAAUGUCUGUUACUUACCUGAUACAACGUGACACAGAUCCAGAUGUGUCAUUUGCUAUUAACAAGCCAGACACAGGCUGCUUGUAUACCCAUCUAGAUGUAUAAAUAAACCCCUCGGAUGGCGUUGCCUGGGUUUCCUGAAAUUGGCAAUUUUCCUUUUAGUCUCGGUUUCUUAUGCCGCUGACAAUCCUCAUUACCAGGCCUCGGCAUCUUCUCUGUUUAUUUUCCAUGGAUCGGAUCUGCAUUUAGCAGCUCCAGCAUGUCCUCCUGUAAUUACAUGAAGAUUUACUGCCUGGUGUUUUUAUGUGUUGCUUCAACGCCGAUGAAAGAAUUCAAAAAUUAACCUUUUAGUGCACUUUGACGCAGGUGGAAUAUUAACCCGUGGAGCGCUGGAGAUUUGUUAUAGAUUGGUUAUAGAUUCCCUUGUGGGUUACUUUUUUCAGUGCUGGAUAACGGAUAAUGUCCUUAGACUCUCAAUGUCACUGGAAACAUUACCUUUUCUAAAAUAAUUAAUAUUAUUUGGUAAACUAGAAGUUUAAACUGAAGCUUUUUUGAAACAUUCGCAAACUGUUAUGUAAACGUAUAAAAAGCAGGGAUUUCUAUUCUUUUUUUUGUGCUCAAAGACAUGCCAUAGAUGUGUGUAGUUCUUCGGUCAUGAAGGGGCCAUUUCCCAUCCACUAUUUUAAAUAAAAGUUGAUGAGAAAUGGCAUGACAGCAGGAAAUGAAUCAAUAUUCCAGCUUUGCCCAAUUAGUCCCUACUUAGAAGCCUGAAAAGGCACAACUUCUCUCUGCAUUGUCUUAUGUAUGUUUGAAUGUGCUAGAAUUUCAUUGGAAUUCCAGUGACAUCUGUAGGUAGUUAUUCACGAAGAUUCUAUUUUUAUGAAAGCUCAAAAGUGUCAGGUCCAUUUUAAGUCAGGCUGUACUUCAUGGGCAAUGUUCAGAACGUAAAUGACAUGUUCUGAAUAGAAUUUUUGAGCAUGGAAAUCCAACAAGCAGCUCUCUCAUGAUUCCAAUUACAACACCCAAGGGUCAAGAGAUUUGUAGUCCAACAAGAAAUCUACCUGCUGGCCACCCUUGCUUUAGAUGACUGUUCUUAAAGGACUACUAUAGUGCCAGGAAAACAUACUCGUUUUCCUGGCACUAUAGUGCCCUGAGGGUGCCCCCACCCUCAGGGUCCCCCUCCCGCCGGGCUCUAGGAGGUGGAAGGGGUUAAACUUACCUCUUUCUCCAGCGCCGGACGGGGAGAUCUCCGCCUCCUCUCCUCCUCCUCGGCUGAAUGCGAAUGCGCGGCAAGAGCCACGCGCGCAUUCAGCCAGUCUCAUAGGAAAGCAUUCACAAUACUUUCCUAUGGACGCUGGUGUCUUCUCACUGUGGUUUUCACAGUGAGAAGCACACAAGCGCCUCUAGCGGCUGUCAAUGAGACAGCCACUAGAGACUGGAUUAACCCUAAUAUAAACAUAGCCGUUUCUCUCAAACUGCUAUGUUUAUAGAAAAAAGGGUUAAAACUAGCUGUACCAGGCACCCAGACCACUUAGUUAAGCUGAAGUGGUCUGGGUGCCUAUAGUGGUCCCUUAAGAUUAAAGGUUACUCCAACUAGUUUUUAAGGUUUAAUUUUUUUAUUUAUAAUGUCAUAUUGGGAACUUGUCACUUGGUCCCUCCCUCCCUCAUUUUUUUUUUUUUUAAAUCUGUAAAAUAAAGUAAAAACUUUGCUUGAAUCAUCUCCCCAUCCUUUCCCCACCUUCCUAUAGAGGAUUGUAGUUGGACCUUGGGUGCUUCUGCUAAAAGCAGAAGUGGUCAUGGAGAUUGGCGUAACCUUUUUACUCACAAUUUGGUAACAGAUUGGAGAUGAUUUAUUAGAUUUCUUAUGCCGAGAAAAAAAAUAGACCACAGAUGCAGCAGGAAAUCACAUCAGCUGUGUGUUUUUACAUCUACCACCGAGCUUUUGUGAGCAUUAAACAUCCUGUAUUUCACUACCAGGUAAGAGAUGGAUUCAUAUCACAUCACCAGAGCUUUGUGUAGACAGCCAUUCGGUUGAUGAUCGACCAGUCUUAUUUGACAAAUUAUCCCAGACAGGGAUUGGGCUCCAAAGGAAGGCAAUGCUUCUAUUUAAAUUAAACCAAACAAUUGCAAACACAACACAAGUUUAUAGCAAAAAAUAUUUGUUAACUAUAUGUAUUGACAUCCUUUUGGUCCUGCCACGACUUGAAAACCAUAGAAAACCUGUGGGUUGAAUGGAAGAGGAGAGUCUAACAGCGCCAACUUCAAAAUUUGAAGGAUCUGGAGAGAUUCUGUUUGGAGGAAUGGUUUCAGGUCCCUUGCUAUGUGUUCUGCAACCUCAUCAGACAUUAUUUAUUUUAUUUAUAAAAUAUUUUACCAGGAAAGAUACAUUGAGAUUUCUCUCGUUUUCAAGUAUGUCCUGGGUCACUAUAGGAGAAGACUCAGAGCCGUUAUCUUGGUAAAGGGUGGUAGCACAAAAUAUUGACUAAAUGGGUGCCAAUACAUAUAUUUUACAAAGAUUUUUUUUUAAUUAAACUUGCUGUUGUGUGAUAUCCAUGAGAGCAGAGUAUUUUUGUGUAUUUUUUGAACAAAAGAUCAAAAGGUUAAACAAUAAUGUCAUUUUGUGCCAGCCUUCUUUGCCCAUAUGUACCAAGGGUGUCAAUAUUCGCGUUGGACACUGUACCUUAUAGAACAUUCUACAGGUGAUGUUUAUAUGAUUACAUACGACAGUGAAGUGGCCAUUAGGGACAUUUUUACUCUAUGGGGUUUAUUUACUAAUAUUGGAAUUGUGAAGAAUGAAUAAGGGGAUGGGGAAUUUUAGAUAAUUCUGAUUUUGUUUUGGGGUUUAUUAUUUUUAAGCCCAGCCAUUUUGGUCUAAAAUAUCCAGUCCUCUUUACACUUCUAUAGGAUUCUUGGCACACCGCACUGUGCUUUUAGUGGCUUGAAAAUCAGAAUUUAGGCUGAUUUUGAGAAAUUCUCCAACUCUGUUAUAGUCAAAACUUUACUAUUUUAGUCUAAAAUUUGCAAUACCAUUUCUAAUUCGCUUUAAUUCUACGUUAAAUGAAUAAAUAACAGGAUGUUAAGAGAAAGCAAAAUUGGACAAAAUUGCUGCCUCGGGUCAAAUUCAUUAAUAUUCUAUCUCUUUUGCUGCUGUCCUACGUUUAUACCACAAAAGCUGAAACGUGUUUGUUAAAACUAGCGUUUUGCUUUAAUUUGCCAUGUUUUAACCAACAUUUGCUGCUGUGACUAUUGUAUACAUAUUGAUACAAUUAUUUACAGAUCAAAUGAUAUUUUAAAUAUAUGUGUAAUAAUUGUGCCACGACCUACUAGUGGAACAGCAUCAUCAGAGCGAUAAGUUAUAUUCUUCCGUUUAAAGCACUACUGAGUUCGCCAGCCUCCUUCUGUGCUCUGUGCCAGGCUGGUAGCUAAACGUUCCAUCUUUCCACUGGAUAAGCUCAACAUUCAGCUUAAAAUCUGGGAUAAUUGCACAUAGCAAGAGAGCCAUAGGAGAGAUAUAAUUACCUUUAAGGCUCAGGGGACAGAGGCAGUUUAUGCAUUAAGAUACUAAGAGAAGAAGAUAGUGUAGCGCAAGCUUUAUUUACAGUCAUUGCUUAACCCCUUAAGGACACAUGAUGGAAAUAUUCCAUCAUAAUUCCCUUUUAUUCCAGAAUUUGUAUCCUUAAGGGGUUAAAUAACCAUUUAUUUAAAAGGUGGAAUAGCAGGUCAAAGUAGCCAUUAGCUCUCCAACAAACCCCAUGGCAAAGACUCGCAGGCAGAUUACAGCUGAGCUUGGAGAUUCUUUUUGUCUGCUCAGCAUUUUAAGACCCUGCAGAAUUUAUGCUUGUUUUGUCUUUUUUUUUUAAAUAUAUAUAUUAUUAUUUUUAGUCAUUUAAUGACUGUUACUUUAUGUAGUACUGAGCAGUGUUUUGCCGCAGUGGAAAUAAAAUUGUUAACUAUAAUAUUGGCUUCCAAAUCAGGCAACUCUUGAGACCAACAUUCUUUCUACUUCCAUAUAUUUUUCAUAUAAGUUGCAUAUGGUGUAUGUAAUAAUCAUUCCACUAAUCAAUUAUUUGGAACAAAAAAAAAAUGGGACUAAUCGUGUGAAUAUAUAAUUUAAUAUAGGAUCAAUAGACUACAUAUUAAAUUCUAAUUUUAUUACAGAACUGUAAACAGAAACUAAUUAUCAUUUUUAUAACAGGUCUAUUUUGAGUUAAAUGGAAUUUAAAACAUAUCUGCAUGGAGACGCUGAACUUUGCCUAUAGAGAUGCAUUGAUUCAAAGCAUUUGAAUGAGGAAAUGCUAAUUGGCCAGGGUGGCGUUUAGCUCCGCCUUGACAAUCUAAGCCAAUCCAAUGCUUUCCUGUGGGAAAGCAUUGUGAUUAGCUGAGAUCAUCAAUUGUGAUUAUGUCAAUCAAGGAGGAGGAUUGGGGUAGGGCCAGACGGAAGGAGACCCAAAUGGCGCUGGAACAAGAAAUAAGGGGGGGUCCACCACCUAGACAGUGGGUUUAGAAGAAUAGUGUCAGGAAUACAUGUUUGUGUUCCUGACACUGUAAUGCCCCUUAAUACAUUAUUGAGGGCACCUGCUUUUGAUUGAAGUUAGAUGGUUGCACACAUGUUAUGUGUGUAAAGGACCGUAGGAGAAAAGUGCUCAACCAAACUCCUUUUUGACAUGGGGAAUAAAAUGUACAAAGCAGCAAGGGGAAUGGAGAACAUUGUGGGUAUAGGCAGCAAAAGUGAGCAUACUGAUAUAUUCCUGGAAUUCUGAAUCUAUUGCUCGCAAUUAACUAACACAUUAUUUUUAUGUAUACCAUUUGAGACUCUUCCUUAUAGGAGCACUAUAGGGUCAGGAACACAAACAUACACUAAGCUGUAGUUGUUCUGGUGACUAUAGUGUCCCUUUAAUAGAAGUUCCCUCUGUAAGUCCCUCUGACUUUCACAAGUUUACCAACAGUGAAGUCCCCUUUGACUUUUAGCAUUUCGCAUACAGUUUGUCAAAAAUUCUGUGGUAAUACUAGUUAAUAUCACAUUUUUGUGAGUUAUUGUUAGAGCUGGGUAUCCCCGUUGAGGUCACGAUGGACUCAGUGCUUCAAAGUUUACAUGAAGGAAGGAAAUUAUGUAUUUGCAUUUUCAAAAUGGUGGUUACCACGUUCUGGCAACGGAUAAGAUUGAUUUUAUAUGCACUUCUGCCUGCUAUUUAACAGAAUCACUUUAUAAGUACACUUAAAGGCACACUCUAAGCACCAAAACAACUGUAGCUUAAUAAAGCCGUUUUGGUGUAUAGAUCAUGCUCCUGAUGUCUCACGGUUUAGUUAUCUGCUAUUUAGGAGUUAAAUCACUUUAGUUUCUGUUUUUGAAACCCUAGCCAUACCUCCCCAUGCUAAUACUGAAAAAUAAUUAGUUUUCAAUCAGAUCUUACAGCACAAUGUGUUUAAUUUAGAAGUUUAUUAAAAAAACCAAAAAUGUGCUAUUAAUUUUAGUUACAUACUACAUAGUUACAUUGCUGAAAAGAGACAUGCGUCCAUCAAGUUCAGCAUUUCUUACAUAUGUUUUUGUUGUUGAUCCAAAAGAAGGCAAAAAAACCUAGUCUGAAGUGCUUCCAAUUUUGGCAACAAACUAGGAAAAAAUUCCUUCUUGACUUUAUGAUGAACUUUAUGUUCAAUAAUUAUUUAUUACAAUAUGAAAGUUGUGCAGAAGUCGACAUAGAACACAGAAAAUAUAACAGUAAAUUGCAUACGUAUGUCAUUGAUAUCAACCCCACCAUGUGGAGAGUACAUUGUCGGAUCAUUUAAAACAAAUUAAGGACAUAAAAUUAGAGAGUAGUAAAUCAAGCAACCAUUAGUGGAAUUUAUAAUACAGUAGACUUAGACUCUCAUUCUCGGCCGACCUGAUGUACUCCAGUUAUUACAUACAAGAUAGAAAAAGUGAGGCUUGAGCAAAAAAAAAAAAAAAGAGAAAAAAAGAAAAAACAAAAAGGUAAGGGAGGGGGCGGGGCCUGACCACGAAGCUGAGAGGAUGCUAGCCUCAGCAGCUCCUGCAGCACUUGACAAAGAAAGCAGAUUUUUAUUGUCAAAAUGGCGAUCAAUCGUGACAGGCCACCAAACAUGAGGUGCCACUGAGAGGAACAAACAGACACUACCCAAGAGACAUUACGAGCACCACUCACUCGCCAAGUGUCAGAGGCCUACAUGCAUGGCAGGCUCAGGAGGGACGGCGCUUUUUCCGAUGCCGCGACCAACUGCACAUCUGAAUAUAAGCCCUUGUUCCCCCCCUCUGGACCGGUGGGGGUCAUCCCGGUCUAGCCCCACAUAACGAGCACCUACCUCCGAAAAGCUCCAGGACGCAAAACACCGCCAGGCGUGAGCCACAAGGCCAAACCAAGAUGGCCGACGGCACCGCGGUAUACGCAAUACGACAGACAUCCAACGACUGGGCAGCAGCCUUCCAAGCAAAAUUCAACGCCAUAUGCAGGCGACUCUGGGAGCGACUGGAGAGUAGGAGACAGCCUCCUGCACCAACACCAGUCAGCGACAAACCCACAGCACCCACUGCGAGUCUGCUGGCCAGAACAACGUCCCAUAAAGGGCUAAACAAUGGGGUGCUGCUGGAAAGAUCCCAACCGGCCAACGCUACAACCAUACCAUGCACUACUGUUGGCCCACCCGGGAGUAGAGCCACACAGGGAUCGACCUCUGCGUACCACCCUGCUGAGGAGGGCAAGACACAUGCUGCAGCAGCGGAUUGCAACCCUGCACAGAGCCCCACCAGGGAAAGACUUGGCUCAGAGAGGGCACAGAGUCUGGGUAAAAAUGGUACAGGCUCCUAGAAGAUCCUGGGGCAGGAGGGGAGCCAUGGCCGGGCGCCGCUAUGAAGAUCACGUGGAGGCGCGGGAUGCCGAAGAACAGCAAAGGAGGCUCACAGACAUCCAUUCCAAGCCUAUAAUCAAGACCUCCAGAAGGGGUAUUGGAUAGGCGUAUGUGGACUGACUUGCCAAACUACUUACAGCCCUAGCCCACGUACACACCGUGAGAACUCUGUAUUUGCUCGGCUGAUAGUUUGCCUACUAACUUACUUCUGGUAUAACGUAACACUCUUUGCCUCGAUUCAGAAUCCCACACCUGAUAUACCUAGUCUAAGAUAUUUAAGCUAACACAAUCUUGAAUUUUUAGCCAUACCACCUGUUCAUAGUCUUGCAGCAACAGUUAAGCAUGUAUAUGACUUUAAUAUAGUAACAGGUUUCUCAGCAGUAGCAUGUUUCAUAUUACUUAUAUCAGCUAUCAUAGACCAUGGUUAAAUAACUCUAGCAAACAAUCUUAAUUGAUUCAUUUCUACAUAUGUUCAAGCAAAAUUCAGCAUGUUUCUUAUCGUUACGCAUGUUUAUUAUAAUAUAAAAUUGUGCACGUUCACUCUCCUACCCCAAAUGUAAAGCAUGAUAUGGUGCCAGAGGAUUAAAAAAAAAUACAAAAAAAAAGGUAAGGGAGAGAAAUCUAUGGAAAAGGAGGGAGGGGAGCUAGAAGGAUCUUCCACCUAUUCCACGGGUCAAGGACUGUCUGACAACCCUCAUACCUUAAACCACACAAAUCUAAUGACAGCUGUAAAUUUAGGUUUGUUACUCAGCUUCCCAUCAAUUUGUUGUUAAGUGAACUUUAAUCACACACAGGAUGUUGUUAAGUGAACUUAAUGGCUAGUGAGUAAGUGGAAGCUUUGUCCCCUACACAGACUGAAAUCCGUCUUUUCAAUUGUACAAAUAAGGGGAGGUGAGAUUUAAAAAAAAAAUUAUUUGAAAAAAAAAAAAAAGUAAAAAUUGAUAACAUAACUAUUUACAAAUGAGUGAGGCGGUUAUUAUAAUUACAAUAUAAUAAUAGCAUGCACGUGAAUUAUUUGAUCUUUAAACAAUCGAUUGCUUAUUUUUCUUGCAGAAUGAUGCCACAGAGGAUGGCAUGGACUGUCCUAAUGACAAAUGUCAAAAAGAAUACUUACUCUCUCCUUGCCUUUCAGCAGAUGAAAUGACGGAGACAGGACGGAAUGAUGACAUCAUUAUCAAACAAGACAGUCCAGAUGUUUUCGCUGUUGAGAAUGUGGUUAGUAUAACACUUUGAGAAGAUCUUUUGUGAUUAUCACACUAUCUUUUAAAGGAACACUCUAAUCAGCUUAAUGUACUGGUUUUGGACCAUAGACACUGUCAGCCCCAGUGUAAUCGCUGCUUAUUCUGAAAGCCACUAGGGACUAUUCCUGGUUGCAGUCCUGCAGGAGAAGCCAAAUGCUCCUCAUAGAGAUACAUCGAGUCCAUCAGGAUUAUUCACUGAAUUUAGAAUUUAAAGUGAAUUUCAAAUUUAGUCCACAGUAGCUGGAUGUAAAGCAUAGCUGACUUUUCCAGUUCUUAUUUUUGCAACUUGGUUACAUUGACUUUAAAUUUUAAAUUCACUUUGAAUUCAUCUUAAAUUCCCAUCUUCGUAAAUAACCUUGAAGCUGAUUGGAGCAGCGAGUCAAUUGCUGCACAUGCUCACUAGCCACCCUUGUAUGUCCCAAUGGGAAAGCAUUGGAUUGGCUGAAAUCAUCUGUAUUGAUGAUCACAGCCAGGUGAGAUAGGUGUGCCAGGGGAUAGAAGGUAAGUAAAAUGCUUUAUUUCCUGAGUUAUGGUUGGGUCCAUUAAAGGGACAGUAUAGGCACCCAAACCACUUUGUCUCAUUGAAGUGGUCUGGGUGCAGUGACCCUGUCCCUGUAACCCUGCAGUUGAAAACAUUAAAAUAUCAGAGAAACUGCAAUGUUUACAUUGCAGUACUAAGACAGCCUCUAGUGGCCACUAGAGGCACUUCCUGUAUUUACACAGAGCUUAACUCUUUGAAAUGACACUGGACGUCCUUACACUUUGCAUUAGGACAUCCAGCAUCUUUUAAAUCCCCAUAGAAAAGCAUUGGAGUUUAAGAAGGCCUCAUGCAUGUGAGGCGCUCCGCGCAUGCACGUUUUGUUCCCCCGAUCGCCUGACGUCAGAGGAAGAGGAGCCCUACCCAAUGCCAAGGAACCUCAGUACUGAAAUCAGGUAAAUGUGAAAAGGAUUAUUUAACCCUUCCAUAGACAGGGGGAAGCACAGAAGAACAUUUUUGUGUUAGGAAAUCAAAUUUGUAUUUCUAACACUAUAGUGUUCAUUUAAUCUAACUGGGCUGUACAACAUUCUAAUGUUAGGAAUACAUGUCAUUUUUAACUUUUAAGUGUUCCAUAAAAGAAGUUCGAGAUCUAGAAUUUGCACACUUACGUUCGUGCUUUCAUUUGUGUGGAAAUCAAGAAGUACCCCCGCCUAAGCAAAAUAAAUAUAUUCUCAUUGUAUGGAAUAUAAACAUACGUUGUAUGGAAUGUUAACGGAGGUUUUAUUUAUUUAUUUUUGUUAUUCACACUAUGACACGAGGUAAACUACAGCACGCAGGAGCCUUGUUGGAACUUUAUUUGUACAAUUGGCUUUUACUGUAACAGAAUGCUUGUACUACUCUGUGUCCCAAUGCAAGUGGCUAUUAUUCCAAACACCCUUAAAUAUUAAUGUUUAUAUACGUCCUACUAUAAAUAAGUAAUUGCUCUUAAUAAUAACACUAAUUUAAAAUGGCUUAUGCAACAUUUUCCAAGUUGCAAUCUUUCUGUAAUACAACUGAACUCAUGAUUUAAGAUAUCGCUGUGGACUCUGCAGUACAAUUUAAACAAUUAGUGUGGAAGAGUUCUGUGGUUACAAAUGAGGACAAUGUUGUUGCAAUAACAGGUUUAAAGGAAUGUGUCAUCAAUUUUUAUACUUACCAUAAAUCAGCUCCAAAUGCAUUAAAUACAUCAUACAUCACAGAGAUACAUGAUGUAUUCAAAGUCAAUUUCCCCAAUAUGCGUAACUCAGCUAACCUCCGUUUCAGCGCCACUUCAUUGGAGUUACUCUUCCUUUAACACCCACCUCCGGUCUGCCCACAGUAGUGUGUGAUUUGCAUUGUUUAUGGAUGAUGCCUUGUGGUUGCUAUGCAUGGAGAGCAUAAGGACCUCCUGAGUGAGGUUUUAUGUACUCCAUUAUCAGUCAGUUGACGGACAGGUGGGAGAGAGACCCAUUUUUAAAUAGGUUUGUCUUCAAAUCUGCUUGCACAAUGUACAGAUAGAAUGAUAUUCCAUUUAAAAAGACCAUACGUUCUCAUGGGUAUGGCAGGCACCCCUUAAACUCAUUUAUUCUUCGAGACUCAGUUUGUUCUCUAGCCAUUAUUCAAUGGACCACCAAUGGAGAUCUUAAACCAUGACUGUUGAUAGCACUAGAGAACUGGUUUGAGGUUCACUGUUCCAGUUAGCCGAGUGACUACCCAAAUAAUGUACAGGUGGAACUGCUAUAUCGGAUGCCUUUAAAGUGCACUAAUCAUGUUUAUUGGGUUGCCAUUUAACUGAUUUAAGUAGAACCUGUAGUAACACCUAACAAUCUACCUACAGUAGACUCACAGUGAGUCCAUCACUUUCUGUGUUACUCUGUUGCAGAAGGUAGAAGUGCUCGACGAGGAACUGGAUGAUUCCAUGAACAAAUAUGACAUUGACCAGAUGCGCUCUCUCUUGGAUUACAAGGUACAACGCAAUGUUUUUCAUAUUACCUUUCCGUCAACAUUCUGUGUACUUGUCUACCUUGCAUGGAAGCUUCUUUAAUCUGUUGUCACCAGUGUGUGUUUAUUUUACCCGUCUGCCUGCUGCCCCAGGAAGGUUGGAGUGCAUGAUAUUCUCAGAUUCAGGAGGGAGGUACUGGGGGUGCUACGAUGCAGGAAGUGGUUUAGAUGUGGAGGAAAGGGCCGUUAAUGUGGGCUGUAGAAGAGGGCAGGAGUCUAAAAGAUAAACACUCACACAGGAUCUUGUUUAUAUUAAAUAUAUCCAGAAGGCAUUGCAGCUUGAAGAUUAGCUUGUUCUUUACACACACUGUCGCCAGUGGACUAUUAAUUUCAGCUCGUUAAUGAAUUCAACAAAUGUCCAAAUUAGCUUAAUGCCACGAAGCAUCCAGAAUAACAUUUGCCUAGACUAAACCAGUCAUUGUAGGAACAAAUAGCAUAAACACGACAUAUUGUAUACGCAACACGAAUAUAUUGGGAGCAUCUUCCAUUUUCCUGGUAUUCCAAUUACCCUGGUUAUAGAAGUGAAUAAAAUCUUCACUAAUGUCAGCAUAGAUACAGUUUUUGGAUUUUGGGGGGAAAUGAAUCUUUACUGACGGGAAAUGGGAGAAGGAAAUUAAACAAGCUUGCCACGUGUGUGAAUAUAUAUAUAUAUAUAUAUAUAUAAAAAAAAAUAUAUGACAUAUCCAAAACUUAGAAACCUGUGUCUGAAGAUGGGUACGUAUAUUAAACAGCAAACAAGUGCUUGUUGGGAAAAAAUUAGACGCACAAAAUAUCCUAUACUAAGAAGAAUGGAGUAAUUUUUUUCGGCUGACCUGGUCAGCAUUUUAAAAAUAUGUCUGAUAUUCUCCAGUUGAGUCUCACUGUGAAGACAUGCAUUCUGGCAGUGAGACAGUUAACAGGUGUCUAUAGAAAAUCUAUUUUGCACGGUUGCAGCUGAACAAGUAAUGGAGCAAUGAAACCCGUAAAAUGUGUUGUUGUUUUUUUAAUAGGAGCAGCAGGGUUUAACAGUUUAUGUGCUAGGGUGCAUUUUUUUUUUUUUUUUAAAGAGAGCAGUGGUUGUGCGCCCCCUAGUGACUGCUGAGCCAUCUCUGCAGGCUAGCGUUUCAUGCAGUUUCACUGCUCAAUAUAGUAAGAGUAAGCCAGAGAGAGCUCUUUCAGGGACAUGGGAUACUGUAGUUUCUCUGCACUGGUACCCAGUCGUACAAUUUACCCCAAGAGUGGGACUUGGAUGCAGUUAAACAAACAGGGGAUGGGUUUUCUUGCAGAACUUUUUUAAAGAAAAUAUCUCAGUGCAAAACAAAGACAUAAAAGAGAAGAAAAAAUAUACACAACCAAAUCCGUUCCAAUAUGUAUCAAUUCUGUACAUUGUUUGCACAUUAACCCUGGGUCUCCCGCCCACCAACAUCAAAUUACACUCCCUUCUUUAGCUACGAUUCUUUUUGGAAUAAUCAAUUCUUCAGUCUGUCUGGCCAAUGUGCUCAUGUGAGGAACUUUGUAAACUUGAGCUGGUGGGGUAAUUGACUAGUUAUGUUCUAAGACAAUACAAAGAAGACUUAAUUUGAUGUUAUUAUUAUAAUAUUACUUCCUUUACAGUACUUGCCGCGGUGCUAAUUCCAAAUUAACUUGACAUUGCAGAGUGAGCAAAUCGAAAUACAGUUUUCAGAACAAUUCCCACUAAGCCUCAGCUCACAGCCCAGGGCUUGCUUCCAGAAUGGUCCUCCUGCCCCCAGGAUGUAAGGAUUAAUCUCCAUGGCACCUAAUUUAGCAACAUUGGAGACAAAAAGCAUAGACGAGUCUGAAAAGGCAUUCUAAAUGAUCAGUUUGAUUCCACUGUGCAUACUUGUUCAUGAAUUUUUGGGAGUUGUAAAUAAAAUGAAAAUGACAUAACCAGGGCAGUGCGGGCUAACUCUUGCACCCUAGAUGUUUCUGAAGGGUAUUUCACCUGAGCAACAUGGGUGGUAUAGGUAGAAAUAUCUGGGGUACCAAGAUGAGCCAUCAAUGGACCAGAGUUAAAAUGUCUGUCUGUUCUUAAUCAUGUAGUGAUGAGAUUCUAAAUAACUCCAACUAAAUGUAUUAAUAAAAACUGAUUAAGAUCCGAAUCAUAUGCACCUGAAAAUAUCGGUGGCAACAUAUUGAAGGGGAAAAGAAUGCAAUUUUAACCUAGAUUGAAGACGUUAUUGACGGAAUGCACAAUAGACCUUUGAUGUGAAGGGCUACUAAACGUGUUCAUGGAUUGCAGGAUAAAACUUACCAGGAAAGGUUAAAGGAUCUUAACAUGUAUAGCUUGGAGGAAAGACGAGACAGGGGGGAUAUGAUAGAAACAUUUAAAUACCUAAAGGGAAUCAACACAGUAAAGGAGGAGACCAUAUUUGAAAGAAGAAAAACUACUAAGAGGACACAGUCUUAAAUUAGAGGGGCAAAGGCUUAAAAAUAAUAUCAGGAAGUAUUACUUUACUGAGAGGGUAGUGGAUGCAUGGAAUAGCCUUCCAGCUGAAGUGGUAGAGGUUAACACAGUGAGGGACUUUAAGCAUGAGUGGGAUAGGCAUAAGGCUAUCCUAACCAUAGGCGUGCGCACGGGGUGUGCCGGGUGUGCCUGGGCACACCCUAAUCCCGCGCACGCCUAUGUAUAUUGAGACCGGCAGGGGAGAUCUCAGGAUCUCCCCUGUCGGCUCAUGCAUAGCCGGCGCUAUCCGAGCGCCGGCUCUGCUCUCAGCCUCCCUCCCCACUGACCCGCAUGCAGGGAGGGAGGCAGGAGAGGACCCGGCGGAGCUAUUGCCGGCAGCUCCGCCGGGUUCCUCUCGCGAGAUAUGAGCGUUGCCACGGCAACGCUCAAAUCUCGCGACAGUGAACUCUAGCCCCACAGGGGUUAGAGUUCACUCUCCACUGGACCACCAGGGAUCACAGCAGCAACAAGGAUCCCUCCUCCACUGGACCACCAGGACCACGAUCCCCCCCUCCCUACAAAAGGUAAGAAGGAAGGGGGGAUAGCAAUUAAUGUACCCCCACCUCCACCCCCCACAAUAACCCACCCACACACAUACAACACACACAGCACACACACAUUCAGCACCCACAGACAUACAGCACCCACAGACACACAGCACCCACACACACACAGCACCCACAGACAUACACAGCACCCACAGACAUACACAGUACCCACACAAAUACAGCACCCACACACAUACAGCACCCACAGACAUACAGCACCCACAGACACACAGCACCCACAGACACACAGCACCCACAGACAUACACAGCACCCACACACAUACAGCACCCACAGACAUACACAGUACCCACACACAUACAGCACCCACAGACAUACAGCACCCACAGACAUACACAGCACCCACAGACAUACACAGCACCCACACACAUAUAGCACCCACUGACAUACACGGUACCCACAGACAUACAGCACACACACAUACAGCACCCACACACAUUCAGCACCCACAGACACACAUUCAGCACCCACACACAUUCAGCACCCACACACAUACAGCACCCACACACAUACAGCACCCACACACACACACAGCACCCACAGACAUACAUACACGGUACCACAGACAUACAGCACACACACAUACAGCAGCACCCACACACACAUACAGCACCCACACACAUUCAGCACCCACAGACAUACAGCACCCACAGACAUACAGCACCCACACACAUACAGCACCCACAGACAUACACAGCACCCACACACACAUACAGCACCCACACACAUACAGCACCCACAGACAUACACAGCACCCACAGACAUACACAGCACCCACACACAUUCAGCACCCACAGACAUACACAGCACCCACACACAUUCAGCACCCACAGACAUACAGCACCCACAGACAUACACAGCACCCACAGACAUACACAGCACAGACAUACACAGCACCCACAGACAUACAGACACACAGCACAGACAUACAGCACCCACAGACAUACACAGCACCAACACACAUACAGCACCCUCACACACAGCACACAAACAGCACCCUCACACACACACACACACUAACAGUACCCUCACAAACACAAACAGGACCCUAACAAACACACACACAGCACACUACCAGUACCCUCACACACAAACAGCACCUCACACACAGUACACAGCACCCUCACAGCGGACCCUAACAAACACACACACAGCCAGUACCAGUCACACACAAACAGCACCCUCACACACAGUACAUUAACAGCACCCCCACAAGCGCACACACACACACAAACAGCACCCUCACACACAGUACAUUAACAGCAUCCUCACAAGCACACAAACACCCUCACCCACAUAGCACACUACCAGCACCGUCACACACACAUCACACUAACAGCACCCUCACACAGCACACACACACACACAGAGCAGUGUGUGUAUGUGUGUAUAUAUGUGUAUGUGUAUAUAUAUAUAUAUAUAUAUAUAUAUAUAUAUAUAUACACACACACACACAUACAUAUAUAUAUGCGGCUUGUGCUUUAGGGUGCACACCCUAAUGCAAUAGGCUGCGCACGCCUAUGAUCCUAACUAUAAGAUAAGGCCAGGGACUAAUGAAAGUAUUUAGAAAAUUGGGCAGACUAGAUGGGCCGAAUGGCUCUUAUCUGCGUCACAUUCUGUUUCUAUGUUUAUGGUACCUAUAGCAUGUCCCUGCAGUCUUAGCAUUAUAAACGCUGUGUUUUUAUAGAAAAGGCAGUGUUUACAUUACUGCCUUUAACACCUCUUGUGGUUGUCACUCAGAUGGCCACUAGAGGUGCUUCCUGGGUCAGUGCUGCAUUUAGUUCAGCAAUUUCGGUCAGUGUCUCCAUCCUCUGCCUGGAGACCUUGAACGCUCCCUACAGAGAUACAUUGAUUCAGUACAUCACUAUGAAGACAUGCCGGAUGGCGCAGUGCAGUGUUUUACUGCGCAUGUGCAAUAGCCUCACAAUGCUUUCCUAUGGCAAAGCCAUUAGAUUAGCGGAGAUCUUCAAGACUGAUUAUGUCAGCCAUAGAGGCGGUGCCAGCCACGGCGAUGGAGAAAAAGUAAGUAAAAUGUGUAAAAAGUGUUCCUUUUACCAUUAUAUCUAGCACUGAGAUAUAUAUCUGUUCUAAAUUAAUAAAUGACAUUAAUAAUAUCGUUUGUGCCUGUUAAAACCUGCUGCAUGGGACAUUUUCUUUAGUAGUCAAUAAGUAGUAUUUGUUAAAAGGUGACAACUUUUCUUGGAUACACUAUCUUCAAAAUAAGGUGUUAAAUUUGAUUUAUAAUGGCCUUUAGGUAAUCUAUGAUAGAAACUACAAACCCAUUUAAAUUGCUACUGAUGGUGUUAAAGCUCACCAAUUCAGUUGACAUGUUCUUUUAGCACGUGCUGGGAAGUUCAAUUUUCACUUAAUUAGAAGCAAAUCUGACUCACUGGUAGGCGAUCACUUUACCUGUAAUAAACAGAUCCCAUAAUCUCAAAUCUAUCUCCGGUACCUGGUAGUUUUCUAAACGUUCUCACUCCAAGGUUCUUUGAAGUACUAAUCCUAUAAUGUUUUUUUUUUUUCAAAAUGAUUCUGUGCAGACUUGUCAGCUGUACCAAAGUAUGAUUCUAAUAUCAAAACCCAUGGAAGCCCUAACUCGCCAGGAGUACACAUGCUAAAAAUGUUUUAAUUUAUUUCAAUAUUGAUAAUGUUUUACAUCAUAGCAACUAUGAUAUAAUUCAAAAAGGAAAAUGAAGAAAGGAAUACAAGGAAUUUCCAAAUAAUGUUCAUAAACUAUUUGGUGGCAAAGGAAUGUGUAGAACAACUCAAUCCGAUGAUUUGUCCCUCCACCUUAGAAAUACUCAAUCUUGUAUAACCCUUACGAGAUAAAGUUGAAAAGACAAUUUUUCCAUAUUCUUAUUGGUUCUUCCUCAUUUUGUUUCAGGUCAUUAUAUGUAGCUAUGCUGGAAUAUGAGGUUGUACCAAAACUCUGCCAUCCCAGUUCCCUGACUUGAACCUCGUGGGUUUUAUAUGGGGCUCAAGUCAGGGUACUGGUAUGGCCAUGGUAGGACCUGAUUUUGUGGUCAAGACGCAACUUACUUCUGCAGUUUUCCAGCUGUAAUCCUUGAAGAUGUUUUGGCCACGUUAAUCAUCCUCUUCACAGUGCAUUGAGACAAUAUAGACACACAUCCCCUUCCAGGUUGAUUCAUAACAUGUCCAGUUGCCCAGAUGAUGAAAAUUGGCAUUUUCAAUGCUUUUGCUAUUUUCUUUUAGCCACUUUCUAUUUUGUGAAGCUUACCAACUCUUUGCCACUCAUCACAGCUAUAUUCUUUGUUUUAACCCAUCCUGAUGAAUGAAUAAGGGGAUUUGGCCUAUGUGUUCCCUCAUAUUUAUACCCCUGUGACACAGAAAGUCACGGUCGAACAAUUUCCUGUUCCUAGUCAUCCAGGUGUGCUAAGAAAAUGUAAAAUGUGAAUUGAAAUAUAAAUCAAAUAUUCAUGGAGAUGACAAUAUUGUGACAAUAAUUAUGUCACAUAUAUAUUAUAUAUAUAUAUAAACAAACCUGUGUUGUGUUUGCAAUUGUUUGAUACCCGUAAGAGCAGAAUAUUUUUGUGUAUUUCGGAACAAAAGAUCAAAAGAUCAAACAAUAAAGGCACAUGUUCACAGCCUUCUGUGCUCGAUUUACCAAGUGUGCCAAUAUCAGUGGAAGGCACGGUAUAUAUCUUUAGAAAUAUAUUGGCUACUGUAAUCUGUUACCAGCUAUGAUACCUAAUAACCCAUCACUGCCUUUCUAGCUGGUAAACCUUAUUGAUUUCUAAGAUGGUAAUUAUAUUCCCAAUGGGAUCUUGUCUUAUUUUAGAUGAUGAUAAUAUUCCUGUAGUUACAAAUUAACUUCCCGCAGCCCUCUCCGUGUAUCACCCUGAUAUCCCAUGUAACCUUUCCAUUAGCAAUGCAAUAUCAGUUCUUUUACGGCAUUGCAAUGGCUUAUUAGUUUUAAAGGAAUCUUAGAAUGGGCAUCUUUUGGCAUCUAACUGUGGGAUAUAUGGGAUAAUUUUUUUGUGGAAACCAAUUACAAGAAGGCCGCCUUUAUCCAACUACAAAUAUGAUUACCCUGGUGUAUGUGUGUGUCUAUAUAUAUAUAUAUAUAUAUAUUUUACAGCAGUAUGCUGCACCUAUACACCACAUAUAGCAGGGGUAGGCACAUCAAAUAUUGUGGACUACACCUCCCAUAAUGCUCUCACAACCAUAAUGCUGGCAAAGUACCAUGGGAAAUGUAGUCCAUAACAUCUGGAGUGCUGAAGGUUGCCUGCCCCUGACAUAUAGUAAUGAUCGAUGCUGAAAUUAAUUUUUUUAUUUUAGGUGAAAAUGUCUAAUCCAGCAGCUGACUCUGAAGAGGCAUAAAGCCAGCACUUUAGUGUUUAUACUCCUGUUGGCUCGAGGAGAUAUCGCUGAUUAAAUUUAUACAUAAUUGGAAUUUGGGGAGAUCCUGUUUCAUUCCUUCUUAAACCAAUUCAGAUGGGUGCCAUGGUAACAAAUUGUCAGGAGAUUCUUUUUGCUGCCGAGACAGUGACUGGUAAAGAGAUUCUCCUCUGUAGUGCCACUGUGUGCAUGUUCGUGGUGGUUCGUGAAAUGCCAGCGUAUGUUGGCGGUGAGUCACACAGUGCUCACUUAUCAGUGUUUGUCCUCCAGCCUAGUCAGUAACUCUUCCAGGUCCAGUGAACUAUUCAACAGCGUUAAAUGCAAGAUAAUUCCAGUGUUAAAAGAAUUUCUAUCUAAUUCUCUUCUGCUUAAAUAUUAAACAUUAAAAUAAUGAACUUCCUCCCUCCCUUCCUCCCUCGCCCGUUCCAGUCUGUGUGCAGUAAAUACGCUCGUUAGAGUUGUUGCAUAUUUGUCGGUUUAGUGCAGAUAUCAGGCCUAAAUUAAAAAAUUUAAAGAUAAUUGCUGGGGAUUUGUGUUUGCCUUAUGUUUACUGUGGUUUGCAGUACAGUAUUCGAAGAAAAAUCUCUUGAAUAAUUUUGUCAAAACCACAUCUGAAAAAAAAUGGUCAUAUGCUAUUGUGCACUGUUAUGUCAUUGUCUGCUAAGAAAUAGCCUUGCUUUAUGGGAGAGAAUGAUUAAUAAUAGUGUUUGGCCCUCAGGGUCCUUUCUUAUCUGUAUUAUUACCACUGGUGUAAUAUGCAAAAAAAAAAGGCAAUAUUACAGAAAAACUACAAAAUACUAUUAUGUUGGAAAACGAGUAAGAUAGUGGCUGCAGAGAUUUUUAAUUUUUUUAAAAUUAUUUUUGCUUUCAUGCUGCACCAUAUUUAAAGGGACACUAAAGGCACCCAGGUCGGUUCAGCUCAUUGAAGUGUUCUGGGUGCAGUGUCCCUGUUCACCUCAGCCCUGCAAUGUAAAAUAUUGCAGUUUUUGAGAAUCGGCAACUUUUAGUGGAUGUCUACCAGACUGCCAUUAGAGGUGAUUCCAGGAGUUUACCGGACUGAAAAAUGCUGGACAUCCUCACGCUCUGCAAAAGGACAUCCAGUGUCAGUGAAAUGAGGCAAUGCUUUCCUAUGGGGAGGGCCUAAUGUACUCACAACGCUCACGGCACAUGCACUUUAGGUCCCCCCUAUGGGGGACCUAAAGGAAAACAGUGUUAUGAAUACAAAUAUGUAUUUCUAGCAUUUUAGUUGUUUUUAAUAGACUUAAAAUAAAUUAUUACACUUUUUUUCUUUUCACAUACUAUGUAUCUACUUUUCUAUGCUUACAGUAGAAAGCGGUCUGAUUAGGUCUGAUUAGUUGCAGACUGGUAUAAUGCACUCCUGUAACGUAUGCAGAAUUGUGAUCUCUCAGAGAUUCUGCUGUAAGUUGCACCUCUCCUCCUCCUCCUUUCAGAGUUUGGAGUUUUUAAGAUUGCUUGUUGUGUGGGUGUAGGGGUACUUACCUGGUCCUUGUGCUGUCCGGGGUCCUUGCACACUCCUGGCGGGCCAUGUGCGCCAAUCGGGCGUGCAGCUAGUACAGUAUUAAGAACGCUGCUCGUGUCACGGGCACCUUCUUAAAGGGGGAAAUGGGAGCCUAACCUCGUGGUCGGCUCCCAUUGGCCCAGGUCAUUCUGGUGCCCCACGUCAUUCUGGCGCCCAGUAUUAUUUAAACUCACCUGGCCUUAGAUCCUGUGCCUCUUAGUGAGUUCCCUGAGUUAUUGUAUUGUAUUCUGAUAUUGAUCUUGGCUUUGUUUUCUUGACUCUGAGUUUAUCUUUAACCCUUGCCUGUCUUGUUUGCCCGUCUGACUGAUUACUGACUGUUAGGGUUAUACCUCGUGACAGUGGGUCAGCUGCUCACCCUUUUUUGAGGUUGCUGUCCAGUUCUUGAAAUCAUGCUUUUCAUUGUGUGAUCUCCUCCAGGUUCUGUUGCUUUUGUGUGUGUGUGUGUGUGUGUGUGUGUGUGUUUCUGUUUCUCUCUCAACAGCUGAUUACAUGUCUUGGGUACACACAGCUCCCAUGCCUCAGGUGAUGUCGAGCCCUAUGUGGUUUUUGUUUUAUGUCUUCCACAUCGGCUACCAGUCAGGAUGUAUCUGUGUGUGUGGUUGAAUGUGUGAUGCUAUGAGUUGUUGUUUUUUGGGGGGGGUUUAAAAGUUCAAUGUAUGAAAAAAAUAUAACAUAGACAACUUCAUUCUUUAAAAUACCUCCCUCCCGAUCCUUACCCCUUGUGGCCCUUGAAGAAGAGAUUAUCUGAGUUUUGCAAUAGGAACUCUGACUGUUACAGAAAAGAUAUCAAAUAGCAUUACAAUUAUUUAUAUAACAUCAACAUAUUCUGCUGCGCUGUACAAAACAACAAGAUAAAACAAGAAAAACAAUGAAUUCUAACAAACUACUUUUGACAUACGGAAGUAGUGGGUGAAGAGGUCCUGCCCCAACAAGCUUACAAUCUAAAGGGAUGAAUGGUAAAUACACAGAAGGCAAUCAUAUGAUCUGGAGACUCCUGAAAGGAUGGGAGGGUGUGUGGGAGGAAGGAGUACCAUAAAUGGGACCUUUAUUUGUGUUUGUGUGUCAAUUUGUAUUUUAAUUCUUUCACGGCAUGGUGAUAACGAUGGCCUCGUUCUUCUUUUCACAGAAUGAAGAAAUGCGAUACAUGGAGAAUGAACUGGAAAAGCUAAAGCAUAAAUAUACAGAGCUGCAAGCGUUCACAAGGAAUCUAAUCCACGCUGUGAAAACCAACAACAAAGAUCAACAACAGGUAAAACAUGCAGGCCAUUAGGUUGCUUGGCCAUUGGGUUGUAACUUAGAACGAGUGCUUCCACAAAUGGGCGCUACAGGUAACCAGACAUCAUAAGUGCAAUGCAGGGUCGAAUUUUUAUUCAUCUUGUUUAUUUUUUUUUAUUUUUAUUUUUUAAUAAUUUGUUUUACUCUACCCCUAUUGUCCCUCUCUCAAAAAUACCACUAUAUAUAAUGUUGCAUCUUUGGUCUCUGGGACUUGUAGUUUAGCAGAUUUUUACAGUAGAAAGUUGUCGAUUGACCUAGAACUCCCUUAAAUCCUUACUGUGCCUGUAACACGCUGCUUAUUGGAAUUAUCUCAACAGUUCAGUUCAACAUCAUGAAUAGUUAAGUCAUUUCCUGGAUUAUUGUAUGAUUUCUGCAGAAGUUGUAAAGCCAAGGGAUUUGCAAAACACGCAGGGACCUAAUUUCUUGUUUUUUGCACAUAUUUUGUUUGUAUAUUCUAAACAUAAAUAAUAGGUCAACUCCAGCCAGUGGUGUCCCUUUAAUACUCUUUUUUUAAUGCCUUUUUUUUUUUUUAACUGUUUUUGUUAUUGUUUUAUGGUUUUUUGUUUUGUUUGUUUUUUAAAUUUUUUUAUUUUUCAAGUUCUUAUUGCGAGGGCUUAUUUUUUUACGCUUGUAAGUAACAAGCAACAUUUAAGAAUUUUAAAUAACAACAACCAGUAGAUUUCGGCUGCUAACAAAUAGUUUCCAUGGUCAAUAUAUUUGUUUAACAUCUGUAUGCUACUCUUAUCUGCCACCAGUUAGCAUCUACCAUUUAGAAAAUUGGACAAACAUCAAAAAUAGCAACUCCCCUAGGACCCUAAAAGGUUCGCUCAGUGUAUGCACACUUCAUCUACUAUCAGCUGAGCAAAUUGCCAUUAUUGUUUCCAUACACCUUCCAUGCCAAAUUUAUUGGAAUAUACAGCAAGCAUGUCAAUCUCAAAGGCUAGCACAGGCCAAAUAAACAAGGUUUAAGUUUAUGUGGGCCACAAAAAAACCCAAUUAAAUUGUCAUAGAAACGUAGGUUUAUUUUGACAAGUAGAGUAUAAAAAGAACAGCAUCCCCAUCUACUAAACACUAGCCCCCCUCUACACUAAACCUCAAUUCCAUCCUCUAUACUAAAUCCCAGUCCCCCCCCUCAACUAAAUCCCAGCACCCCCCUCUACUAAACCCCGGCCCCUGUUUUAAAAAAAGUCAAAGCCACUGCCAGUAUGUGACUAUGGAGCCAGCCUCUGGUAUACCCCCAAUAGCGCCAUCUGCACACUGUGACACUGUGCCAAAGCUGAUCCUCCCGCUACUCUUUGAAACCCUGUGAAGGUGGAGUACGUUGAUGUCACAUCUGAAUGUGAUGUAGCGUUGCGUGUCUCCUCCAGAUCCUCCACUGUCCAGCUGCGGCCAUCGCAACACUGACCAACACGCACUGACAGACACAGACACACACUCACUGACAGACACACACUCACUGACAGACACACACACACUCACUGACAGACACGCAUACUGACAGACACACACUCACUGACCAAUACAUACACUCACUCACAGACACACACACUUACAGACACACUCACUGACAGACACACACACACACACACACUCACUGACAGACACACACACACACUCACUGACAGACACACACACUGACAGACGCGCACACACACACUGACUGACAGGCCCACACAUUUACACAUUCUUUCACUCACUCACAAAUCAUUUUAUUUAUUGCUCCCUACAUUUGGGAGCUGGUAUGAGGCCUCUCCCCUGGGUCUCCCUUCCUGCUUCUCACUGCUCCCUCACAUGCGCAGUUUAGUGAUGCCGGGCCAGAAUUACAUCAUAUUCCAGCACCCAGACAGACACACACUCACUGACAGACACACUCACUGACAGACGCGCACACACACACUGACAGACACACUCACUGACAGACACGCACACACACACUGACUGACAGGCACACACAUUUACACAUUCUUUCACUCACUCACAAAUCAUUUUAUUUAUUGCUCCCUACAUUUGGGAGCUGGUGUGAGGCCUCUCCCUGGGGUCUCCCUUCCUGCUUCUCACUGCUCCCUCACAUGCGCAGUUUAGUGAUGCCGGGCCAGAAUUACAUCAUAUUCCAGCACCCAGACAGACACACACUCACUGACAGACACACUCACUGACAGACGCGCACACACACACUGACAGACACACUCACUGACAGACACGCACACACACACUGACUGACAGGCACACACAUUUACACAUUCUUUCACUCACUCACAAAUCAUUUUAUUUAUUGCUCCCUACAUUUGGGAGCUGGUGUGAGGCCUCUCCCUGGGGUCUCCCUUCCUGCUUCUCACUGCUCCCUCACAUGCGCAGUUUAGUGAUGCCGGGCCAGAAUUACAUCAUAUUCCUGCACCCGGCAUCACCACAGAGAGCGCACGCGAGCAGUGAGAACAGACUGAGCUCCCUCACUGCUGCCCGCCAGCUAAAUUUUAGCAGAGUGGGCACCUGUAAUGUGGGUGGGGGGGGGGCAGGUGCCUACUCUGCCUUAACAUGUCAAACUCGCAGCUCGCUGGGCCGCAAAGAUAUUUAUUGUGGGCCGCGAGUUUGACAUGCUUGAUAUACAUCAUUCUUACUGAAAUGUACUUAAAUAUAGAAAAGAUUAACUUUAAUAUAGGCUGUAUUGAUUAUUUUUAACUUUACACCUAGAAGAAAGGUGUACUUUUUAGUUUUGCCCUUACACUAAAAUCCCCCCUUGAACCCUGCACUACACUAAACAUUAACCCCUACACUACACUAACACACUACACUAAACAUUAACCCCUACACUACUGUAACCAACUAAACAUUAACCCCUACACUACACUAACACACUACACUAAACAUUAACCCCUACACUACCGUAACACACUAAACAUUAGCCCCGACACUACACUAACACAUCACUAAAAAUUCACCCCAACACUACACUAAACAUUAACCCCUACACUAACACGCUAUGCUAAACAUUAACCCCUACACUACACUAACACACUACAGUAAAGAUUAACCCCUACACCACACUAAACAUUAACCCCUACACUAACACACCACACACUCCUGGUUCAUUAUGUUUCCGGGAACCCAGAGCUUGCAUAAUGUUACCAGAAAACUUUGAUAAGGAUUUAAGUAUUCAACAAGUAGCCCUUCAGACUACAAUUCCCAUGUGGCAAAACAUAAUGGAAGUUAAAAUGCCAAAUCAACUCUAGGACUGACAGUAAGCAAUGUGCAGAGAGUUACACGACUACAGCUGAUUACUCUCCAGAAGCCAGAGCUUGCAUAAUGUUACCAGAAAACUUUGAUAAGGAUUUAAGUAUUCAACAAGCCCUUCAGACUACAAUUCCCAUGUUGCAAAAAAUAAUGGAAGUUAAAAUGCCAAAUCAUGAUUUUUUUUCUUUAUCAAAGCAGUUAUAUUUAUAAAACCUAUUGAUACAUGUUCAUUGAUAUUAUUAAAGGUUCUGUGUUUAGAGUUUGCUUCUGUGAUUAUACCGCUCUCUAUUAACACGCCAUCUGUUCAAUCUCUUCAAUAUGUUUUGUGUCUCCUUGCAGAUUCUUCUCACAGAGCCACCCCAUGAAUUUGAGGACAUGGAUUAUGAUCACACAUCUCCAGAUCCCGACGAUACCUCAUACAGCAUGUCCUCCGUCUCAGAAAAAAACAACCCAGACAGCGUAUAG
This is a messenger RNA of Pelobates cultripes (western spadefoot toad), 79998 nucleotides long. Lineage: Eukaryota; Metazoa; Chordata; Amphibia; Anura; Pelobatidae. The record is from the annotation of a GenBank genome assembly.